CCAGCCUUGCCUCGGGUGUAGGGAUUGCAAGGGAAAAGCAAAACUACACAGUCUUUACCCCUGUGUAGUUUUGUUUUGGGGUCGUUUCGAGGUUCAACUGUUCUCACCUUGGAUAUUCUGGAAACAUACUGGAUAAAAGGAUUGUUGCUGAGGCAGUAGCCUUCUGGGCACAGUCCCAUCAGUUACAGGCACCAUUAUAAUCCAAGGUGCCUACUAUCAUGACAACACAGGCGCCAACAUUUACACAACCGCUUCAAAGCGUUGUGGCACUUGAGGGUAGUGCCGCAACCUUUGAAGCUCAAGCUAGUGGUAAUCCAGUUCCUGAGGUGAGCUGGUUUCGUGAUGGCCAGGUUCUUUCUACUGCCGCUCUGCCCGGCGCUCAGAUCUCGUUCAGCGAAGGCCGCGCUGUUCUGAAGAUCCCCGCCGUGACAGCCGCACACAGUGGAAGAUUUUCUGUGAGAGCCACCAAUGGAGCUGGACAAGCCACUAGCACUGCUGAACUCCUGGUUACAGCGGAAACUGCGCCCCCAACCUUUAUUCAGAGAUUACAAAACAUAACUGUGCAACAAGGAAAACAAGUGAGACUGGACGUCCGUGUGACAGGAAUCCCUACACCUGUGGUAAAGUUUUACAGAGAGGGAGCUGAGAUUCAGAGCUCAGCUGACUUUCAGAUUGUUCAAGAUGGAGAUCUUUACAGUUUGUUGAUUGCCGAGGCUUUUCCUGAAGACUCUGGUACAUACUCAGUUAUUGCCUCCAACAGCAGUGGACGUGCGACUUCGACUGCAGAACUACUGGUUCAAGGCGAAGAAGUUGCAGUGCCUGCUAAGAAGACUAAGACAGUUGUUUCAACUUCUCAGAUUUCUCAGAGCAAGGUGGAAAAGAAAGUGGAGGCCCAUUUUGAAUCAUCAGCCAUGAUAGAAAUGCAAAUGGAGGGGGGCUUUGAGAUCGAACAUUUGGCUCACAAGACACCUCCUCGUGUGCCUGGAAAACCAACCUCAAUGUCCCCACCACCAGCUUCAGCAGUUUCAAAGGUUGCAGCUGCUCGCCACCAGUCACCUUCCCCUGUAAGACAUGUUAAGGCUCCAACCCCCACACCUGUGAGGCCUGGGUCCCCAACUUCAAGAGUGUCUGUGUCCCCUAUCAGACCUGUGAAGUCUCCUUUAACCACACGCAAGUAUGUCACACAGGCUGCUGAUGUUUUGCCUCCGUGGAAGCAGGAAGGCUAUGUAGCAGAUUCCAGCUAUACUACAAUGUCUGCUGGAUCCACAUAUGUACAGUCCUCUUCCACACAUGUCCAAAAAGAACAGUGGGAAGGCUCUUUUGCCAUGCAGCAACAGAUCAGUGGAGCAAUGAUCAAAGAGGUCGUGGAGGCUGCAAUGAUCCCUUCACACAUGCAAAUGCAAGUGAUGCCACCAACAGUUGUGGCUUGCUUGAAGAACCUGACUGUUACUGAAGGAGAGUCUGUGACACUGGAGUGCCAGAUCUCAGGCCACCCCACACCAGGCAUUAUGUGGUUCAGAGAGGACUACAGGAUUGAAAACUCUAUUGACUUCCAGAUCACAUAUGAGCAAGGAUAUGCCCGUUUAGUGAUCCGUGAGGCUUUUGCUGAGGAUAGUGGACGUUUCACAUGUACUGCAACAAACGAGGCUGGAACAAUCAGCACCUCCUGCUACCUGCUUGUGCAAAUCUCUGAAGAAAUUGAGAGUCGGGAGGAUCUAACUGCUGUUUCUGAACAUGUCGAAGUAUCAAUGCAAGAAAGACAGAUUGCAGUUGAAGCCAGACAAGAGAUCAGGUCAGAAAUCAGUGCUGUAUCUGAAUCUGUGGACACUGGAGCAGCUGUGGCUCCAUUCUUUGUGAGUAAGCCCACAGUGCAGAAACUGGUAGAAGGUGAUAGCAUUGUCUUUGAAUGCCAGAUCGGAGGUAGUCCUAAACCUCACAUCUACUGGAAAAAGAAUGGAAUUCCACUCACUACUGGAUACAGAUAUAAAGUUGCUUACAAUAAAGAAACUGGUCAAUGCAAAUUGGAGAUUUCUAUGACAUUUUCUGAUGACGCUGGAGAAUACGCAGUAUUUGCCAGGAACAAGCAUGGAGAGGCAUCUGCAUCGGCUGUGCUGCUUAAUGAAGAGGCAUAUGAAGCUUACAUAAAAGAACAUGAAGUGACAUAUAAGACUGAAGUGACAACAGUAGUGGAGCCCAGAGUUGGAGAUGUACCACCAGUAUUUACAAAUGAACUUGAAAAAGAGCAGUUACUCAUGCAGAGGAAAAUGGCUAAACAAACACAAAUGAUGCAUUCAUUCACCUCUGAACAGGAGUUUCAGAUAUCUUCUGUUGAGCAGAGGUUCAUGUAUGAGAUUGAGUGCCAUCUUCUUAAGAUUACCUACCAAAAAUUGCUGGCUGAUGAUGGGGAGCAGAUGGACAUGACAAUUUCAGAGCAUGAGUGUGAAUUCCCAGUUUUUAACACUCCAGUGAAAAAUUACAAGCUCAGGGAAGGAAUGAGUGCUACACUGCACUUUAAAAUGACAGGAACACCACUUCCUAAGAUUGCGUGGUAUAAAGAUGGCAAACGCUUAAGACAUGGAGAACAUUAUCAAAUGGAGGUUCUUAAAGAUGGUAGAGCCAGUCUACGUCUUCCUGUGGUGCUGCCAGAGGAUGAGGGAAUCUACACUGCUUUGAUUAGCAACAUUAAGGGUAAUGCUGUCAGCUCUGGCAAGCUGCAUGUGGAAUUAUCUGAUUCAGUGGUACAGCCACGGUACCGUCAACCAGAAACAGCUCAGAGAAUCAGAUCCACUUCACCACGCUCUACCAGUCGUUCUCCUGCUCGCAGACUGGAUGAGACUGAUGAAGCCCAACUUGAAAGGCUUUAUAAGCCUGUAUUUAUCACAAAGCCUUCUUCCUUUAAGUGCUCUGAGGGUCAAACUGCAAGAUUUGAUCUGAAAGUUGUAGGAAGGCCCAUGCCUGAAACAUAUUGGUUCCAUAACGGACAACAAGUCGUAAAUGACUAUACUCACAAGAUUGUGGUAAAGGAAGAUGGAACCCAGUCAUUGAUUGUGGUUCCGGCUAUGCCUCAUGACUCUGGAGAAUGGACAGUUGUUGCUCAAAACAGAGCUGGAAAAACCUCUGUUUCUAUGACUCUCUCUGUUGAAGCUAAGGAAAACUUGGUGAGACCCCAGUUUGUUGAGAAGCUGAAGAACAUUAGUGUUAAAACAGGCAGCUUGGUUGAGUUGGCGGUUAAAGCAAUCGGCUCACCUCUCCCUGACAUUGUUUGGUUGAAGAACAGUGAUAUCAUCACCCCACAGAAGCACCCACACAUCAGAAUUGAGGGUGGUAAAGGGGAGGCUUCUUUCAAGAUCCCCCAGACUUCUGGAUCUGAUAGUGCAUGGUACACUGCUACAGCUAUUAACAAAGCUGGCCGAGAUACUACUCGCUGCAAAAUCAAUGUUGAAGUGGAGGCAGCUGGACCUCAGCCAGAGAGAAAGCUUAUUAUUACUAAAGGAACUUACAAAGCUAAGGAAAUUGCUGCACCGGAGUUGGAGCCACUGCAUCUUCGUUAUGGUCAGGAACAAUGGGAGGAGGGCGACCUUUAUGACAAGGAGAAGCAACAGAAGCCUCAGUUCAAAAAGAAACUGACAUCUGUCAGACUAAAGCAGUUUGGUCCUGUACAUUUUGAAUGCAGACUUACCCCUAUUGGUGAUCCCACAAUGAUUGUUGAGUGGCUGCAUGAUGGCAAGCCCCUGGCAGCUGCUAACAGACUACGUAUGGUCAAUGAGUUUGGAUACUGCAGUCUCGACUAUGAAGCUGCUUAUGCCAGAGACAGUGGUGUCAUCACAUGCAGAGCUACCAACAAGUAUAGUGUUGACCAGACCUCAGCCACAUUGAUUGUGAAAGAUGAGAAGAGCCUUGUUGAGGAAAGUCAGUUGCCUGAGGGUAGGAGGGGACAGAGAAUAGAUGAAAUUGAGCGUAUUGCCCAUGAGGGAGGUCCUACUGGAGUUACUGGAGAUGAAACAACAGAGAAAACUAAACCUGAGAUUGUACUGCUUCCAGAGCCCAUUAGAGUACUGGAGGGAGAAACUGCUAAAUUCCGUUGUAGAGUAACUGGAUACCCAACCCCAAAAGUCAACUGGUACCUGAAUGGACAGCUUAUUCGCAAGAGCAAAAGAUUCAGGCUACAGUAUGAUGGCAUUUACUACCUUGAGAUUGUGGACUGUAAGUCUUAUGAUUCAGGAGAUGUGAAGGUUAUGGCAGAGAACCCUGAAGGUGUCAUUGAGCAUGUUGUGAAGUUUGAGAUUCAACAAAGGGAGGACUUCCGAGCAGUUCUGCGUCGGGCCCCAGAAAUUAAGCCUCCUCCAACUGUUCAAGAGCAUGGAAGGGUGUCCUUUGAGGUUAUUAAACCAGAGAAGUCCUCAGAAAUCUCUGUAGAGUCAAAAGAGGUGGUAAAGUUGAAGAAAGCAGAGAGGGUAAUUCAUGAGAAAUUAACUGAGGAAUCCGAAGAGCUGAGAAGCAAAUUUAAACGCAGAACCCAGGAAGGCUACUAUGAGGCAAUUACUGCAGUUGAACUUAAGUCCCGUAAGAGAGAUGAGUCCUAUGAAGAUAUGCUUAGGAAGAGAAAAGAUAAACUCCUUCAUCAUACCAAAGAACUAACUGAGGCUGAAAAGAAAAGGGAAGAAGAGGAACAUAAACUCACCAUUACCAAAAUCAAACCAGACAGAAUAAUACUUUCACCCAGUAUGGAGGCUCCAAAAAUUCUGGAGCGUAUUCAGAGUCAGACAGUUGCCCAAGGAGAUGAAGUGCGCUUCCAUUGCAGAGUAGUUGGUAAACCAGAUCCAGAAUGCCAGUGGUUCAAAAAUGGAGUUUUGCUGGAAAAAACAGAGCGAAUUUAUUGGUACUGGCCCGAGGACCAUGUCUGUGAACUGGUCAUUAGAGAUGUGUCCACUGAAGAUUCUGCUAGUAUCAUGGUCAAAGUUAUGAACAUUGCAGGAGAGACCUCAAGCCAUGCAUUCUUACUGAUUCAAGGAAAACAAGUUCUAUCAUUUACCCAAAUUCUAGAAGAUCAAAAUGCCAAAGAAAAGGAUACCAUGGUGACCUUUGAAUGUGAGACCAAUGAGCCCUUUGUCAAGGUUAAAUGGCUGAAGAACAAUGCAGAGAUUUUCUCUGGAGACAAGUACAGGAUGCACUCUGACAGAAAGGUGCAUUUUAUGUCUGUACUGAUCAUCAACAUGAGUGAUGAAGCAGAGUAUAGUUGUGUAAUUGCUGAUGAUGACAACAUAAGAACAACUGCAAGACUCCAUGUUGAAGGUUCACCACUUGAAAUUUUGAAGAAUCUUGAGAAUACAGAAGUACCAGAGUCAUACGCAGGGGAGUUUGAAUGUGAAGUGUCCCGAGAAGAUGCUGAGGGCACUUGGUACUUUGAGAACAAAGAAAUAACUCCUAGUCUAAAAUAUAUUUUGUCCUCACGUCGUGGUCGCCACAGCCUAUCUGUUAAAGAUGUGAAAAAAGAGGACCAAGGCAAAUACACUUUUAAAGUGGGAGAUUUUGAGACAAGUGCUUCCCUAAAGAUGAAGUUGCGUCCAGUUACAUUGAUGCAAGGCCUGUCUGAUUUGACAAUCUGUGAGGGGGAUAUUGCCCAACUGGAGGUACGAUUCUCUCAGGAAAAUGUGGAGGGAACUUGGAUGAAGAAUGGUCAGACCAUCUCUGCCACAGAUAGAAUACAUAUUGUCACUGACAAACUAAACUACAAGCUUCUAAUUGAAGAUACUAAUAAAGAUGACACUGGAACGUAUUCCUUUGUUGUCCCCAACCAAGACAUUUCCACAAGUGGAAAGCUAAUUGUUCAAGCUAUUGACUUUUUAACACAAUUAAAGGACAUUUCUUCAGUAGAGGGUACAAAGUCUGUUUUUGAGGCCAAGAUUACUGCAGCUGAUGUAAGCUCAGUGAAAUGGUAUCAUAACAAAGAACUGGUGAUACCCAAUGACAGAAUACAAAUGGUUGCAAAAGGUUCCAAACAACGUCUAGUGUUAAACAGGACCUAUGCUUCUGAUGAAGGACAAUAUAAGAUGGUUGUAGGUCGUGUUGAAUCAACAUGUAAACUGACAGUUCAAGGAAUCAGCAUUGUAAAGCACAUGGAGGACCGGGUUUGUACUGAGACUCAAAAUGUCACAUUUGAGGUUGAAGUAUCUCAUCCUGGAAUUGAUGCUCUCUGGACAUUUAAGAAUCAACCUCUAAAGGUUGGUCCUAAAUACAAAAUUGAGAGCAAAGGUACCCAUUAUAGCCUCACUGUCCUUAAUGCCAUGAAGGAUGAGGAGGGAGAGUAUGUCUGUGCUGCUGGCGAGAAGACAUCUAGUGCAAAACUUAUUGUUUCAGGUGGUGCCAUAAGCAGACCACUUUGUGAUUUGACAGUAGCAGAGUCCCAGACGGCUGUAUUAGAGUGUGAAGUUGCAAGUGACUCUGCUGAGGGAAAGUGGCUUAAGAAUGGGCAACCUGUUGACUUCAGUGACAAUGUCAGGAGUGAACAGAAUGGGACUGUGAGAAGUCUUGUCAUUGCUAUCACUAGACCACAAGAUGUUGGAGAGUACACAUACCAAGUUGCAAACUCUAAGACAUCUGCCAGUCUGAAGGUUGAAGCUGUUAAGAUAAAAAAGACCAUGAAGAACCAAACUGCGAUUGAGACACAAGAGGCUGUGUUCAGCCUUGAACUCACUCAUUUGGAUGUGAAAGGGUCCCAGUGGAUCAAAAAUGGAGUUGAAAUCCUUCCGAGUGACAAAUAUGAAAUCACAGUAGAUGGUACGGUUCACACGCUGAAAAUUAAAAAUUGUAACACCCAGGAUGAAUCUGUUUACGGCUUCAAACUCGGAAAGCUCUCUGCUAAUUCUAGACUCAAUGUUGAGACUAUCAAAGUUGUGAAGAAGCCUAAGGAUGUAACAUCAUUGAUUGGUGGCACUGCCUCAUUUGAACUGAGCCUAUCACAUGAUGACAUUCCUGUUAAGUGGAUGUUUAAGAACCAAGAACUCAAGCCAAGCUUAAAUAUUAAGAUACUCUCAGAAAGAAAAGCCCACAAGCUGGUUAUUCAGAGUGUGGAAGAGAGUAUGGCAGGAGAAUAUAUUGCUGUCAUUGGACAUUUGCAGAGUAAUGUACACCUACAUGUGGAAUCUUUGAGGGUCACAAAGCCCAUGAAGAAUAUUGAGAUUCCAGAAACUCAAGUGGCCACAUUCGAAUGUGAAGUUUCACAUUUUAAUGUCCCAUCCAUAUGGCUGAAAAAUGAAGUUGAGAUUGAAAUGAGUGAGAAGUUCGGAAGUGUGGUGCAGGGCAAGCUCCACCAACUGAAGAUCAUGAAUGCUACCAUAGAUGAUGCUGCGGAAUACACAUUUGUAUGUGGAAAUGAUGGCGUCUCUGCAGAACUGACCGUUAGCCCCAUUCAGAUCACCUCCACGCUCAAAGACCUCAGUGCUCAAGAAAAGGAUACCAUCACAUUUGAAGUAACUGUUAAUUAUGAGGGCAUCAUCCACAAGUGGCUGAAGAAUGGUGUAGAGAUUAGAUCCACUGACAGAUGCCAGACUCGUUCUAAACAGUUCAUUCACUCUCUCACCAUCCGCAAUGUGCACUUUGGGGACAGUGCAGAGUACACGUUUGUGGCAGGAUCUGCUAAGACAUCAGCAAAGUUGUUUGUUGAAGCUCGUGUCAUUGAGUUUACAAAACACAUCAAAGAUAUCAAGGUCACUGAGAAGAAAAAGGCCAUCUUUGAAUGUGAACUUUCUGAGCCCAAUGUUCAAGUCACAUGGAUGAAAGAUGGGCAGGAACUUGAAUUAUCUGACAGAUAUAAAGCUACAACAGACAAAUGCAUUCAGCGUUUGAUGAUCCAGAGCAUUCGCACGUCUGAUGGUGGCGAAUACACUGUGGUUGCUGGUUCAAGCAUUUCCAAGGCUCACCUUACAGUAGAGGGAAAGGAUGUUCACAUCUCUGAGCCUGCUGAGAAAGAAAUAAGGGUGGUUGAGAAACAAAGAGCUACUUUUGAGUUUGAAGUCAGUGAGGAUGAUAUUGAAGGACGCUGGCUGAGAAAUGGUGUUGAGAUCCAGUUCUCUCAAGAGAAGCGUUGCAAUUACGUGACUAUCAGAAAGGUGCAUCGUUUGACAAUUGCUGAAACGUACCAGAGUGAUGCUGGGGAAUACACUUUUAUCGCUGGAAAGAACAGGAGCACAGUGAAUCUACAUAUCAGCAUUCCUGAGCCUCCUCAGAUCAUCAGGCAUAUGGAGCCUUUGUCUGUUGAGGCUGGCAAACCUGCACGCUUCUCUGUGGAAGUGACUGGCAUCCCUGAGCCCCAGGUCUUCUGGUAUAAGAACUCUCAGGCAUUGACUUCUGGAUUCAAGUGCAAGUUCCAGAGUGAAGGAAAUGAACACACUCUGUUGCUCAUUGAAGUCUUUCCAGAGGAUGCAGCUCAGUACACCUGUGAAGCCAGAAAUGACUUUGGUCAGGCCACCAGCUCAGCUGUACUCAAUGUAGAAGUCUCCGAAGUGGUUUCUCCAGAUGUCGGCAUUCCAGUAUCCCCAACAGUGAUAAGCUCUACUAUACAUGAUGUAUCUGUUGAAGAGGGAGAGUCUACCAGUUUCCAGUGCCAUGUCUCAGGAGAGGAUCACAGUAUGAAAACCAUAACUAGGCAAAGUGUAUCAAGCAAUGAAGUAUCUCUUUCGGAGGAAAUCACUUCUCACAACUUGACUGAGACUCAUUCUUCUUCCACUGUUCAAACAUUUGAAAUGGUAUCCACUGUAGAAAAAUGUACAACCUCUGUGAAAAGCAUCAAGGUCCAACAACACAUGUCUUCAUUGGAAGAAUAUUCCAGCAAACCUGCUUUAACUUUGAAAAUGGAUGAUCUCAUAGUCAGCCUGGGUGACAUGGCUCAAUUCAACUGCUCUUUUACUGGGGAGCCUCUUACUGAAAUUGUAUGGGACCAUAAUGGAAGGACGCUCACAAAUACAGAGAGAGUACAAUGUAUGGAUCAUGGAGGGCUCUUGUCUCUUAUCAUACUGAAUGUGCAACUCGCAGAUGAAGGAAGUUACCGAUGUACUGUCAAAAAUGAAAAUGGAGAGAAUCGAACAUCUGCACGGCUCAUGGUAGAAGCUAAAGAAGCAAACCCCAAAGCAGAAACCCCCAUCCCUUCUGACUCUGUCAGUAAAUCUUCUAAAAGUGAAAAUGAGUCCAGUGCAAAGAUAUCUGACAAAGAAAAACAAGAGUACAUCCAGAGCAUUGGACCAUUAAAUACCUCCUCCCUGGGAACAAGCUGGCAGAUAAGUAAACAGUACUACCCUGAUGUGGUACCCUUGGUGGAUCAUGUUAUAUAUGACUCGAUUCAGCCAGAGUUUCUUACGAAACUACCCCAAGAAAUCAUUGCAAAGCAGCAAGACAAUGUCUCUCUUUAUUGUAUAAUCAAAGGAAUCCCCUCUCCAUAUGUGAUCUGGCUACACAACCAGUUGAUGGUUGAAGAGUCACGGUCGUACUCACUGAAGCACGAUGGACCCUUGUGCUGCUUAAAUGUAAUGAAUAUUGGUCAAAGUGAAGGAGGCACUUACACAUGCAAAAUAAUCAAUGCUGCAGGGGACAAUGAGUGCAGCACCCAACUCAGGGUUAAGACAGUUCCAAGGGUGGAGGAAUCCUCAUAUGUGGAAGAAGUCAAAGUGCCACCAGUUUUCAAGAAAAAAAUCCAUGACCUUGAAAUCAAAGUUGGCAGUGCUGCAAGUUUUGAAUGCCAAAUAGAAGAUGCUCCAAAUGUGACCUUCAAAUGGUUUAAGUCUAAUUCUGAACUCAGACAAAGUGAGAAGUACAGGAUCAUCAACAGCCAUACAACAUCAUGUCUGGAGCUCCUGAACUCAACCAAGGCAGACAGUGGGGAAUAUACCUGCCAUGCUUCCAACAACCACGGCACAGAUAGCUGCUCUGCUAAGCUGAACAUCGCUGAACCUCCUUCCCUACAAAUGCUGGAUAUAGAAAAGGGGCCAACUGCUGUGUUUCAUUGUGAUGUUAUUGGUACUACCCCAUUUGGAGUUAACUGGUUUAAUAACAUAAAACCACUUCCUUUGGACAAAAAACAUGAGCUUGUUUUUCAAGAUUCAGUUACACGUUUGAAGUUACAUUCUAUGGAAAGAUCAGAUGUUGAGGAAUACCAGUAUUGCUUAUUAAAUACAGUCGGAAAGAUGUCUUCACAAUCAGUUGCUGAUAGAGUUGCUGAUAGAGAACCUCCAUGCUUCCUGAAGAAGUUGACUGACACAGUCUUCCCAAUUACAUGUAAACUGAGGCUUGAAUGCACUUUCACUGGAGCUCCAAAGUUGUUUGUAACAUGGUACAAGGAUGGAAAGCAGCUGUAUGCCUCAUACAGAUAUAACACGAGAGUGACAGAAAAUUCAUGUAUGCUGGAGUGCCUGCAUGAGUGUAACGAAGAAACUCCUGGAAAAUACUCUUGUGAAGUCUCAAACUCCUUUGGAACUGACAUCUGUCAUGCCAAUGUGACAACAGAGAAAGAAUUGAAAAUUCCACCAACCUUCACUAAAAAGCCCUCAGAGCAUUUUGAGGAGACUGAGGGCACAUUGGUGAAACUUGAAAGCCGUGUUUCUGGGACACAGCCCCUGUCUAUUAGCUGGUACAAAGAUAACAAGCAAAUUUCCAGUUCUGACAACUGUGAAAUGUCCUUCAUUGGCAAUGUGGCUGUGUUAUGCAUUAAGAAUUCCCAGACAUCAGAUAGUGGCACAUAUACUUGCAGUGCCUCUAAUGAAGCUGGUACUGCAUCCUUUAAUGUGGUGAUGAGCAUUACAGGAAAACAAAUGCCUCCAACCUUUGAUAUGACCCUUAAGCCUAUUACAGUGAACGAGGGUGAGAGACUUAGUCUUAGUUGCCAUGUUUCUGGCUCUCAUCCACUGUCAAUCCAAUGGAUGAAGGACAGAAGAGAGGUGAUUUCCUCUGCUAACUCAAUGAUCACAUUUGAGGAUGGCACUGCCACACUAAGAAUUGUCAAGGCAUCCAGAUCUGAUGCAGGAGACUACCUGUGCAAGGCAACCAACAAUGCUGGUAGUGAUUUCUCUAAGGCAAAGGUCACCAUUAAAGCGGGAUCAGUUCCUGCAGCAGCUCAAACAGCACCUUCAGCACCUCAGCCUGCUCAGAAACUAGACAACUUGUUCUUCAUUGAUGAACCUAAGAGUGUCCGUAUAACAGAGAAGGGCACUGCAACCUUCAUCGCCAAGGUUGGCGGUGAUCCCAUUCCUAGUGUGAAAUGGAUGAAGGGCAAAUGGAGGCAGAUGACCCAUGGUGGUCGCGUUGCCAUUGUGCAGAAGGACCAAGAUGCCAAAUUGGAAAUCAGAGAUGUGACUAAAUCUGAUGCUGGACAGUAUAGAUGUGUAGCUUCAAACAAACAUGGAGAAAUCGAAUCCAGCACUGAUCUGACUGUUAAUGAGAGGAAAGAGAUUGCACCUGAAGCAGUAAAAUUGAAGAAGACACCAUCAAAGCAGAAAAGUCCAAAGGAGGACAAAGACAUUGACAUUGUUGAGCUGCUAAGAAAUGUAGACCCAAAAGAGUAUGAGAAAUACGCUCGCAUGUACGGUAUCACAGACUAUCGUGGCCUUCUUCAGGCCAUUGAGCAACUGAAAAAAGAGACAGGUCAAGAAAGUGGACGACCGGAACAUGAACAUAGCAGAGAAUCUGAUGAGGAUUUGGCUAGGCUUGUUGCUGAUUUGCAGAGAAGAAUGGAACAAACUGAACCCAUUACCCUGCUUAAUGACAUCAAAGAUCAAACUACUAAAGCUAAUACAGAUGCUGUCUUUGAAUGUGAAAUUAAGAUCAACUACCCAGAAAUCACACUGUCUUGGUACAAAGACUCAAAGAAGCUUGAGAACAGCAGUAAAUAUGACAUUAAAGUAGUGGGUGAUCGCCACUUGUUAAAGAUCAAGAACGUCCAGACAAGUGAUCAGGGAAAUUACCGUGUUGUCUGUGGCCCACACAUUUCCAGUGCCACAUUGUCAAUCACAGCUGAUCAAAUACAGUUCACUAAGCGCAUUCAAAAUAUUGUCGUGAAGGAACGCCAGACUGCGACUUUUGAGUGUGAGUUGUCAUUUGACAAUGCAGUUGUCACAUGGUAUAAAGACUCAUGGGAACUUAAAGAGAGUCUAAAAUAUUCCUUCCAACGUGAGGGACGAUGUCAUUUUAUGAUCAUCCAUAAUGUCACAUCUGAGGAUGAAGGCGUAUACUCAGUGAUUGCGAGACUGGAGCCCAUUGGUGAAGCUAAAAGUACAGCUGAGCUGUACCUGUCAGGCAAAGACAUUGAUCUAGGAACAAUUUCUUAUGAUUUGACAGAUACAUCAAUACAAGUGCCCGAGGUGUCAUCUAUGAUUAGUAUUAAAGAUGAGUCAAGAGAAUAUUAUCAUUAUGAAGAAAAGACUGAAGUGACAGAAGAGAAGAAACCAGUUGAAGAAAUUGUACCCAAAAUGGUUGUACAAACAACUGAAGAAAAACCUCAAAACAAACCUGAAGUCAUGUCUGUGGAGGAAACAGUCCCAGUAACAAUUGUCGCUGAGUCAAAACAGCAACCUACACCCAAAGCAACUGAGCCACCUAUGCACAAACUGCCAACUGAACCUAAAGUGGUACCAGUAGCUGUAGCCAAGCCAGAGCCUAAACCCAAACCAAAAGCUACACAGAAGCCAGAAACUAAACCUGAGCCAAAACCCGAACCAAAAGCUACACAGAAGCGAGGGCCUAAACCUGAGCCAAAAGCUCAACUGAAGGCAGAACCUAAACCUGAGCCUAAACCUGAGCCAAAAGCUCCACUGAAGGCAGAACCUAAACCUGAGAUGAAAGCUACACUGAAGCCAGAGCUAAGACCAGAACCUAUCCCUGAAGCAAACGCUACAGCGAAGCCAGAGCUAAAACCUGAAACUAUGAUUUUAUUUACAAAGAAACCUGAGCCCACACUAAUAACAGAACCAGAUGCUCCUAAGAAGCCAGAAGCAUUACCACAAUUAACUACAAAGCACGAGGAGAUUUUACCUCAGAAAUCAGCCAUUACACAAUUGAAAGCUCAUGAGGUGGUGCAGACAACAGAAACGCCAAAGAUAGAACCAGAUAAAAAAUCAGACCUUGUAACAUCAGUUGCUCCAGAACUUCCAAGGGUGCCAAAGCCUAAACAGGAAUUUUCUGCAGCACUAGAAGCUGAGCCAACUAAAAAACAAGAGUCUGCACUUGCAAAACAUGAGACUUCACCUGUUCUGCUUGAAGUGAAAAAGGCAGAACUUACACCCGCCUCUAGAAAGCUGGUUGAAGACUCACUGGCUAUAGAGUCUACACCUGUGUCUCCACUCAUUCAAAAACCAGACUCUAGAACCGAGACAGUAUUUAUAGAAGCUCCUAAAGCAGCACAAGAACUAACCCAAAGUCUCCAAGAGCUGCCUCUGGCAAAACCUGAACCCAUCCUGACACCUGUUCCUAAACAGAAGUCUCCCCCAAAGAGAGUGGUUGAACUUAAAUAUCCAGAAGUUCCAACUGAGGAAGCACCUGUGCCUCAACCUCAAACGGAGAUUGAAAUAGUUCCUACCACAGCUUUAAACAGAGUUGAACAAAAUCAAUAUGGAACAAUUGAAAUAUCUAAGAAAUUAGAGGAAAUAUCUGUAACACAAGAAGUGAUUUCAGGACAGGAAAUCUCAUAUGAAAGUGAUAGUCUGUCAUAUCAAUCUAUGGAGACUUCACUGAAGGGGGUACAAAUUAAACAGGAAAUUAAAGUGCCGAUUGAGAAUGAGCUGGUGAGGAAACCUCAAACUGAAAUGAAAGUUGCUCCUUCCAAAGCAGCUCCAAAAGGAGUUCAACAAAGUCAAGAUAAGAAAACAGUGGCAAAGGAAAUCAUGUAUGAAACUGAGAACAAAUCUUAUGAGGCUGAAUACAGUAUGUUGAAACCAUCUGAAGUUAAAACUCAAGAAACACUUCCUGAAGCUAAACCUCAAAAAAGGGCAGAACUGGUCCCAGCCAGAGACAUUGCACCUUCCAAGAAAGUUUUAGAAGAGUUAUCAAAGACUCGUCUUACAGUGGACAUAUCUAUGAAAACUGAAGAGAUCUCAUUUGUGGAGGCAGUAAUUUCAAAAGAACCAUCAUAUAAAAGUGAUAAUAUUCAGUACUGUCCUGAGGAAACUUGUCUAGAAGUAGCUAAAGUUAAUAUUACAGAAGUGCCAUAUGAGAAAGUGGCUAAAACUCAGAAACAGACUGCUCCUACCAAAGUCUACGCUGCUCCAAAGAGAAUUGAACAAACUUUACACACAGCGGACAUUUCUGCUGAAACUGAGAUCACCGAAGUGGAGCAAGUGGAUUCAAAUGAAGAACUUUCAUACAAAAGUGACGGCAUUCUAUGUCAACCUGAAGAGGCUUAUGACGUUUACGUGGAAAAGAAGGCGUCUGUUGAUGAACAAGUUUUUAUAGCAGAGGAUUCAUUGAGGAAAUUUACUUUGCCAUCUCAAGAAACAGUAACAAAGGACAAGAUCCCAGAAAUUAAGGCUGAACCAAUUAUACAAAAGAUGCAUUCGGAAACAAAUUCUGAGACGUCUGGUGUUGUAAAAGAUGAUAAAAAGCUUCCAGACUUGGUGCUGAAGAGUGAUGUGUCACAAACGACAAAAGUAAUACCCAAAGAAAAGGACAUUAAAUUGAAGAAAGAGCUUAAAAUGUCUGAAAUAGUGCCAGUUGAUGAGAUGAAUCCAGCACCUGAGGCACCAAAAGCAACAGUGACACCACAAAAAGUCUCUGCACCACAAGAGCCAACUGUGAAGGAGAAGGCAACAGUCGAGUCACCAAACCCAAUGGUGGAGUCAUUUAAGAAAAAAGUCUCUCCACCUCAAGUUCCAACUGUGGUGAAGAAGGCAUCUCCUGAGCCAACAAAGUCCACAGUGCUGCCAGUUGAGAAAAAAGACUCUCCAUCUCAAGUUAAAGAGCCAGCUGUGGUGAAAAAGGCAACACCUGAGGCACCAAAGCCCACAGUAGUGCCAGUUGAACAAAACGUUUCUACUGGCCCAGAACUGAUUGUUGCGAAGAAGCCCACAUCUGAGGCACCAAAGCCUCCAGUAACACCACUUGAACCAAAAGUUUCUGCUCCUGAAGAGCCAACUGUGGUAAAGAAGGCAACAACCGAGGCACCAAAGCCAACAGUGGUACCAACUGAGCAGAAAGUCUCACCUCCUUCUCAAGAGCCAAUUGUGGUAAAGAAGGCAACACCUGAGGCAUCAAAACCAACAGUAGAGCCACUUGCACAAAAAGUCUCUCCUCCUCUAGAACCACCUGUGGAGAAUAAGCCAACACAUGAGGCACCAAAGUCAACACAGACACCAGUUGAUAAAACAGAUUCCCCUCCUCAAGAUCAUGGUCCUGUUCAAACUCCUGGUCCAGUCCAGAAAGAUGGAAAACCCAAGGAAGAAGGAGCAGUAGGCAGAGGCAGAGGGCUUAGACCACGCCAAACUCCAUCACCUGGUGAUGCUGGACGUGGAAGAGGGCUCAGACCUGGUGGUGGAGGAGACAAACCACCUGGAGAGUCACCGUUUGCUUUCCAGCUUAAAGCUGUCCCUCUCAAGUUUGUGAAAGAAGUUCAAGACAUUGUGUUGCUAGAGGCUGAAUCCAUUGGUUCCUCUGCUGUGUUUGAGUGCCAGAUUUCUCCUUCUACUGCUAUAACUUCAUGGAUGAAAGAUGGAACUAACAUCAGGGAGAGUCCAAAGUACAAGUUUACUUCUGAUGGAAAAGAUCGAAAAUUGGCCAUUAUUGAUGUUCAGCUCUCUGACAGAGGGGAAUACACAUGUGUUGCCAAGCUGGGAAAUAAAGAGAAGACCUCCACUGCCAGACUUAUUGUUGAAGAGCUGCCUGUUAAGUUUAUCAAGACCCUAGAGGAAGAGGUGUCUGUGCUCAAGGGACAGCCCAUGUACUUGACUUGUGAGUUGAAUAAAGAGCGAAAUGUGGUCUGGAAAAAGGACGGCAAAGAGCUAGAAACAGUUGCUGGCAAGAUCGCCAUUAAUGUUAUUGGACUGCAACAUGCCUUGACAAUCCAGGAUGCAAAUGAUGGUGAUGCUGGUAUUUACACAUGUGAAUGUGAAAAUCUCAAAACUCAAACAACUGUGAAGAUUCUCGAAAUCAUCAGAGACUGGUUGGUGAAACCACUAAGGGACCAGCAUGUGAAGCCAAAGGCCACUGCUACCUUCAAAUGUGAGCUCUUUAAAGACACUCCCAACUGGAAGUGGUACAAGGGAGAUGAAGAGAUUCCAGUUGAACCCACAGAUAAGACUGAAGUCAAAAAGGAUGGAAAAGACAUCACUCUGACUAUUAAGAAUGCUCAACCCAAUGAUGUUGGCGAGUAUUCCAUGGAAGUUGAGGGCAAACGAUAUGUAGCAAAGCUCACCCUUGGAGAGCGUGAAGCUGAGAUCUUGAAACCCCUUGCUAGUGUGGAAGUAGUUGAAAAAGAGGAGGCCAACUUUGAAACUGAAAUCUCUGAGGAUGACUUACCCGGAGAAUGGAAACUUAAAGGGCAGGUUCUAACAAGAUCCCCGACAUGUGAUAUCAAAGCAGAGGGAACUAAGCGCUUCCUCACCUUGAAAAAUGUCCAGCUUGAUCAGUCUGGUGAAGUUACAUACCAAGCGCUGAAUGCUCAGACAAGUGCUAUGCUUACAGUGAAAGAACUGGAACUUGAAUUCACUGACCCACUGAAAGAUGUCUCUGUGCCUGAAAAGAAACAGGCUAAAUUUGAGUGUGCAAUCAAUAAGGACGUACCUAAAGUGAUGUGGUUUAAGGGUUCUGAUAUUAUUACAUCUGGAAAUAAUUAUGAAAUCAUUGAUGAUGGAAAAAAACACAUUUUGAUAAUAAAUAAUUGUGAAUUUGAUGAUGAGGGAGAAUACACCAUAGAGGUGUUAGGGAAAACAUCAACAGCAAAACUAACGGUAGAGGGUAUGAGGCUGAAGUUCGCCACAGAAUUAAAGGAUCAAACCGUAAAGGAAACCAAAACAGCUCGGUUUGAGAUUGAGCUCUCUCAUGACAAUGUGCCGGUGACUUGGUACAAAAAUGAAAUUAGAUUGCAUCCAAGCAGAACAGUAAUAAUCCAUGUUGAAAAGACAAAACAUAUAUUAGAAAUCAAGGAAGUCACACUAGAUGAUACUUGUCAAAUAAGGGCAGAGACUAAAGGGAUAUCAACCAUGGCUAAGCUUCUGGUUAUAGAGGGUGAUGCGCGAUUCAUUACAAAGUUGCAAGACUACACUGCUGUCGAGAAAGAGGAGGUCACUCUUGACUGCGAGCUGAGCAAAGAUGUUCCUGUCAAGUGGUUCCAUAAUGAGAUUGAAAUAAAGGCCUCAAAGAUAGUUUCCAUGAAGGUUGAGAACAAACGAAGAAUUCUCCACAUUAAGAAGGUGGAGCAGAAAGACAAAGGAGUGUAUGUUUGUGACUGUGGAACUGACAAGACAUCAGCCAAUGUUAACAUUGAAGCACGUGAUGUGAAGGUAACCCGACCUAUGUAUGGCGUUGAAGUGUUUGAUGGAGAGACUGCUCGUUUUGAAGUUGAAAUCUCUGAGGAUGACAUCCAUGGCCAGUGGAAACUGAAUGGCGAAGUCCUGUCUCCUUCAGCAGAUGUUGAGAUCAUUGAGGAAGGUCCAAAACACACACUGACACUGUACAAUUGCAAGGUUGUCCAGACAGGAGAGGUUGUUUUCCAGGGAGCAAAUGCCAAGUGUGCUGCAAACCUUAAAGUAAAAGAGCUGCCCAUCACAUUCCUAACACCUUUGAGUGAUGCUCAAGUAUAUGAAAAAGAUGAGGCAAGAUUUGAAUGUGAACUGUCAAGGGUAGCAAAGACCUUCAGAUGGCUGAAAGGCUCUCAAGAGCUGAAGGCAGAUGAGAAAUUUGAAAUUCUGGCAGAGGGAAAAAGGCACAUACUUAUUAUCAAAUCAGUUGCAUUUGAAGACGAGGCUAAAUACAUAUUUGAAGCUGAGGACAAGAGAAUCACUGCCAAACUGGUGAUUCAAGGAAUUCGUCUUGAGUUUGUCAGACCCAUCAAGGAUGUUACUGUAAAGGAGCGCGAGACAGCAGAAUUCAGUAUUGAACUUUCUCAUGAAAAAAUUCAAGUAAGCUGGUACAAAAAUGAUGUCCGUUUGCAUCCAAGUAAAGUGGUGCACAUGUCUGAACAUGGCAAGAUCCACACUCUGUCCUUCAAGGAGGUGUCCAUUGAUGAUACCUCACUCAUUAAAGUAGAGGCUCUUGGAAAGUCCUCGGAGGCCAUGCUUACAGUGCUUGAGGGAGAAGCUUACUUCAUCACCAAGCUACAGGACUACACAGCAGUCGAAAAGGAUGAAGUUGUGCUGAAAUGUGAACUGAGCAAACACUCUGCGGAGGUGAAAUGGUUUAAAGAUGGCACAGAGAUUAUCCCAUCUAAGAAUAUCGUCAUCAAGGCUGAUGGAAAGAAACGCAUUCUAACUGUAAAAAAAGCAGAGAAAUCCAACACCGGUGAAUAUGUCUGUGACUGUGGUUCUGACAAAACUACAGCUAAGCUGAACAUUGAAGAGCGUGAUAUUAAGGUUACCCGUCCACUGUACAGUGUGGAGGUUACAGAAACUAAUACCGCUCGAUUCGAGGUAGAGAUUUCAGAGGAAGAUGUCCAUGGGCACUGGAAACUUAAAGGAGAGGCUUUGCACCAGUCUGCUGACUGUGAGAUUAAAGAAGAAGGCACCAAACACAUGCUGAUUCUUUAUAAUGUACGCAUGGACAUGGCUGGUGCUGUGGACUUCAGUGCUGCCAAUGCUAAAUCUAGUGCUCAGCUCAGAGUUAAAGCUCGGACAAUUAGCCUUUUACGGCCUCUUCGGGAUACGACAAUUACUGCUGGAGAAACCGUAACUUUUGAGUGUGAGCUUUCAUAUGAGGGCAUUGCUGUUGAAUGGUUCGUUGGAACAAGGAAAAUGGAGCCAUGUGAUACAGUUGUAACCAGAUCAGAGGGCAGACUGCACAGCUUGACUCUGAGAAACGUCGAGAUGACAGAUGCUGGCUUUGUGAAGAUAAUGGCAAAGGACUUUCAGGCCCAGGCCACACUAAUAGUAAAUGAGCCACCAGUUGAGUUUACUAGGCCCUUGGAGGACCAGACUGUUGAAGAGGAGGCAACUGCUAUUCUGGAGUGUGAACUCUCCAGAGAUAAAGCUGAUGUUAUAUGGUUCCGAGAUGGACAGGAAAUUCACAAAACAAAGAAGUAUGAAAUUUUGUCUGAAGGCCAUAUUAGGAAGCUGAUAAUCAAAGACUGCACUCCUGAUGACUCCAAAAUAUACACGUGUGAUGCCAAACACUUUAAAACCUCUGCUUUCUUGAGUGUUGAGCCUCCACAUAUUGACUUCACUAAGCCUCUUCAUGAUGUUGAGGUCAGAGAAAAGGAGUCUGCUAAGUUUGAAUGUGAAGUUUCCCGUGAAAGUGCCAAGGUCCGCUGGCACAAAGAUGGUAUUGAAAUUAGAAAGGGCAAGAAGUAUGAGGUUAUUGCCAAGGGAGUGCAGCGUAUUCUUAUUAUUAGCAAGGCAGUCUUUGAUGAUGAAGCUGAAUAUGAAUGUGAUGCAAGAACAUCCAAAACUUCUGGCAUUCUUACUGUUGUUGAGGAAGAGGCUAAAUUCACAAAGAACCUGGCUAAUGUUGAAGGCACUGAAACUGACAGUAUAAAAUUGAUCUGUGAGGUCUCCAAGUCCAGUGCUGAGGUUGCAUGGUUUAAAGGUGACCAGGAAUUGCCUGAGGGUGGUAGAUACGAACAAACUACAGAUGGCAGAAAGAGAAUCCUCAUCAUCCAAGCUCUUCAUAUGGAGGAUGCUGGCGAAUACAGCUGCAGACUGGCCAAUUCACAAACUACAGCAACAUUAAAGAUCAAUGAAUUGGCAGCUGAGUUUAUUUCCAGGCCCCAGAGCCAAGAGGUGGUUGAAGGGGAAAAGGCACAAUUUGUGUGCUCAGUAUCCAAAGAGACCUAUGAAGUUAAAUGGUUCAAAGGUGAAAAGGAGCUCCAAACUGAGGACAAGUAUGAGAUUGUUAGUGAAGGCAAGAAAAGAGCCCUUAUUGUUAAAAACUGUGAGCUGAAUGAUGAAGGAGCCUUUACUGCCUGCAUUGGCUCUGUUAAGGCUUCUGCAGACUUACAUGUGAUUGAAAAACUGAGAAUCAUCACCCCGAUCAAAGACACCCAAAUGAAAGAAGGACAAGAAAUUGUUCUUAACUGUGAAGUUAAUUCAGAAGGAGCUAAGGCCAAGUGGCUGAAGGAGAAUGAGACUAUGUUUGAAAGCAGCAAGUUCAUCAUGGUACAAAGAGACACUAUUUUCUCUCUGAGGAUCAAAGCUGCAGACAAGUCUGAUGAGGCUACAUACACAAUUACACUGAUCAACCAUCGUGGUGAACAAGCCAAGUGCUCUGCAAAAGUCACUGUAAUAGAGGAAGAACUCCGUAUCAUAGACCCUCUUGAGGACUGUGAAACUGAAGAGAAGAAAACAAUCAGUUUUACUUGUAAAGUGAACAGACCAAACGUGACUGUACAGUGGUUAAAGAAUGGACAGGAAAUCACCUUCAGCAAACGCAUUGCUUACCGAGUAGACAAGAACAAGCAUGCUUUGACUAUAAAAGACUGCACCAUGGCUGAUGAGGGUGAAUACACCGCAGUUGCUGGAACUGACAAAUCUUCAGCUGAACUGAUCAUCAGUGAAGCACCAACUGAGUUCACCACCCAACUCAGAGACCAGACUGUUACUGAAUUUGAGGAUGCAGAGUUCAUUUGCAAGGUUUCUAAGGAGAGAGCCACUACUAAAUGGUACAAAAAUGGCCGUGAAAUAAGAGAAGGACCAAGGUAUCACAUGGAAAAGGAUGGAACGACAUGCACAUUGUACGUUAAGGAAUGCAGACCCGACGAUGAAUGUGAAUAUGCCUGUGGAGUAGAUGACAAAAGAUCCAGGGCACAUCUGUUUGUUGAAGAAACACCAGUGGAAAUUGUCAGACCCCCAAAAGAUGUAUUUGAGGCUCCUGGCUCAGACAUUGUAUUUGAGGUUGAGCUUAACAAAGACAGAGUUGAAGUUAAAUGGAUGAGGAACAACAUGGUCAUUGUCCAAGGUGACAAAUACCAGAUGAUCAGCGAGGGCAAAGUUCACCGACUUCAGAUUUGUGAGAUCAGGCCUCGUGAUCAGGGCGAGUACAGAGUUGUCGCCAAGGAUAAAGAUGCAAGAGCCAAGCUUGAGCUUGCAGCUGUACCAAAAAUAAAGACCACAGACCAGAAUCUUGUAACAGAUGCUGGAAAGCCAUUCUUGAUGACAGUUCCCUAUGAUGCUUAUCCUCGUGCAGAGGCUGAAUGGUUCUUCAAUGACAUCAGUCUUCCAAUGCAAAACAUUGACACAUCCACUGACAAAACAGAGAACAGGUUAAAGGACCCUAAGAAGUCAGACCAGGGCCGUUAUAAGAUUGUCAUCAAGAAUAAGCAUGGACAGGGAGAGGCUUUCAUCAAUCUGGAUGUAAUUGAUGUUCCUGGGCCUGUGAAGAAUCUGAGAGUUGUUGACACAGCUGAUGGUGAGGUCAGCUUGGCCUGGGAUGAGCCUGAGAGUGAUGGAGGUAGCAAGAUUCUGGCCUAUGUGGUUGAGAGACGAGAUGUUAAGCGCAAGGCUUGGACUUUGGCCACUGAUCGUGCUGAUAUUCCUGAGUACUGUGUUGGUGGACUGCAGAAAGACAACUUCUAUUUCUUCCGUGUGUGUGCUCGCAACAGAGUUGGCAAUGGAGAGCCCGUCUGUACAGAUGAAGCUGUCCAGGCCAAGAAUAAAUUUGAUGUUCCUGAUGCACCUCAGAAUGUCAUGGUAGGAAUUGUCAACAGGUUUGGUGCCACAGUGACUUGGCAACCACCUCUGUUUGAUGGUGGAGCCGAGAUCAUAUCUUAUAUUAUUGAGCUUCGUGAUAGGACAUCUGUGAAAUGGGAGCCUGCAAUGGUGGUACGGGCUGAGGAUCGCACAGCCAUGCUGAAUGAUGUAGUGGAGAAUAAGGAGUAUAUCUUCCGUGUUAGAGCUGAGAAUAAAGCUGGAAUUGGCAUGCCAAGUGCUGCUACCGAUCCUGUCAAGAUCAUGGAUCCCAUUGAGAGACCAAGCCCACCACUGAAUUUCAACUACACACAUCCAAAAAGAGAUUCUGUUCAACUGGCCUGGGACAUUCCACUUAGCAAUGGAGGUAGUAUGAUCACAGGAUACAUCAUAGAGAAAUGUGAAGAUGGCACAAACAACUGGCUAAGGUGCAAUGCCAGGCUCUGCCCAGACCUUUAUUAUAGGGUAUCUGGUUUAAAGUUUGGUCAGAAGUAUAACUACAGAGUAUCUGCAGAAAAUGCAGCUGGAGUUUCUGAUCCAGCUGAACAGGUUGGGCCAGUCUUGGCAGAUGACCCACAUGUUGGUCCAACUAUGGAUCUAAGCGGAUUCAGAAAUGGUCUAGAAGUUUUUGUCCCCAACUCUCUUACUAUUCGCGUGCCCAUCAUUGGAUACCCCACACCCAAGGCAAAGUGGAUGUUUAAUGAUAAUGAGAUUACUCCUGGUGAUCGAAUCUCUAUGGUCACAAAGCCUACAUACACUGAACUAACCAUUACCCCAAGUGUCCGACCAGACAAGGGAACAUACAAUUUACACUUGGAGAAUGAUGUGACUUCAGUCACUGGAGAGAUUGAAGUAAAUGUCAUUGCAUCUCCAAGUGCACCCAAAGACUUCAAGGUUGCAGAGGUGACCAGGCAUCAUGUCCACCUUUCGUGGGAAGCACCAGAGCAUGAUGGAGGGAGUCCCGUUACUGGUUACAAUAUUGAGAAGAGAGAGGUGUCUCGCAAGACAUGGGUCAAGGUGAUAUCUGGUGUGCAAGACCUUGAGCACACUGUCACAGAUGUGAUUGAAGGCAAGGAGUACUUGUUCAGUGUAAUAGCUUGCAACAAAUGUGGUCCUGGGGAACCAGCAUAUAUUGAUGAGGCAGUGAAUGUUUCCUCUCCUGCCACUGUGUCAGAUCCACCGGAGAAUCUAAAAUGGAGAGACAAAUCUGCAAAGGGCAUCUUCCUAUACUGGGAGCCCCCUUCAUAUGAUGGUGGAGCUCCUAUCAAGGGCUACAUUGUUGAUAAAUGCCAGCGUGGCACUGACAAGUGGGAAGCAUGUGGUGAUCCAAUACCUGAACUAAAGUUUCAGGUGACGGGUCUUAUUGAGGGACAGUGGUAUGCCUAUCGUGUGAGGGCAGUGAACAGACUUGGAGCUAGCAGACCAUGUAAGGCAACAGAUGAGAUCCUUGCUGUUGAUCCUAAAGAGCCUCCAGUUAUUCAGCUGGAUGCCAAACUUCUAGCUGGAUUGACUGCCAAGGCAGGCACAAAGAUUGACCUUCCAGCAGAUGUGCUUGGAAAACCAGACCCAAGGGUCAAAUGGACCAAAGCUGAUCUUAUCCUUAGGCCAGAUGACAGAAUCACCAUUGAUACAAAGCCUGGCCAUUCUACACUCUCUAUUGCUAAGACAACCAGAGCAGACACAGCUACUUACAUCAUCGAGGCAGUCAACACCUGUGGUCGUGCCACUGCAACAGUUGAUGUCAACAUUCUUGAUAAGCCUGGUCCUCCAGCUGCUUUUGAUAUUACUGACAUCACCAAUGAGUCUUGUUGUCUGGCCUGGAAUGCCCCCAGAGAUGAUGGUGGAUCUCCUGUAACCAACUACAUUGUGGAAAUGAGACCUUUGGAAAAAGAUGAGUGGCAGAAGCUCUCUGCCACAGUCAAACAGACCAAUUUCAAGGCCUGCAAACUGGUGUCUAUGAAGGAGUAUGUUUUCAGGGUAUCAGCUGAAAACCAGUAUGGCAUUGGUACUCCCAUAGAGCAUGUUCCAAUUAUUGCCAAGUAUUCAUUUGAGACUCCUGGUUCCCCAAGCAAGGUGCAACCCUCUGAUAUCUCAAAAGAUGCCGUAACCUUGACAUGGUACGAGCCUGAUGAAGAUGGUGGAAGUCCAAUCACUGGCUACUGGGUUGAGAGGUUUGAUCCAGAAAGUGACAAAUGGAUCAAAUGCAACAAGGUGCCAAUCAAAGACACUACACUCAGAGUGAAAGGCCUGGCCACCAAGAAAAAGUACAAAUUCCGUGUUCUGGCAGAAAAUCUUGCAGGACUUGGAAAACCAAGUGCUGAAACAGAUCCCACCUUGAUUAAGGAUCCAAUUGAUCCUCCAUGGGCCCCUGGCAAACCAUAUAUCAAAGAUAUUGCUAAGACCUCUGCAUUCCUGCAGUGGACUAGACCAGAGCAUGAUGGUGGUGCUAAAAUCGAGUCUUAUAUCAUUGAGCUCCUCAAGAGUGGAACUGAAGAAUGGGUUCGUGUGGCAGAGGAUGUGCCCAUGACAGAGCACUUGGUGAAGGGGCUGAUGGAGAAGCAGGAAUACUCUUUCCGAGUCAAAGCUGUCAAUGUUGCUGGAGAGAGUGAACCAAGUGAUCCAAGUGAUCCAGUAGUAUGCAAAGAAAGACUCUAUCCUCCAUCCCCACCACGAUGGCUUGAGGUGGUUAACAUUUCAAAGAUUGACUGUGAACUGAAAUGGACUGAACCAGAAAAUGAUGGUGGCUCUCCUGUUACGAACUAUGUUGUUGAGAAAAGAGAUGUAAGACGCUGGACCUGGCAGACUGUGGACACUACAGUGAAAGACACAAAAUACACUGUCACUCCACUCAAUGAAGGAACUCUAUACGUGUUCCGGGUGGCAGCUGAGAAUGCUGUGGGUGUGAGUGAAUUUUAUGAGCUAGAGGACUCUGUUCUAGCAAAAGAUACUUUUACGACUCCUGGACCUCCUUAUGCUUUGACUGUGGUUGCGGUUUCCAAGAGGGAUGUUGACCUGAAAUGGGAGCCUCCCAAAAGUGACGGUGGACGACCAAUCACAAAAUACGUUAUUGAAAAGAAGGAGAAAUUGGGCAGCCGCUGGAUAAAGUCUGGAAAGACAUCAGGGCCCGAAAUCAAGUACAGGGUGACUGAUGUUGAUGAGGGUACUGAGGUACAGUUCCAGGUUCGUGCUGAAAAUGAAGCUGGAGUUGGCGACCCAAGUGAACCCACAGACAUUAUUACAAUUGAGGAUCCAAUAAGCCCACCAUCUCCACCAAUUGAGGUUAAGAUCGUUGAUGCCAGCAGAGAGCACAUCAACAUCACAUGGUUGGCACCAGAGAAGAAUGGAGGAAGUCCUCUUACUGGAUAUCAUGUUGAGCUGUCUGAGGCUGGCACAGAAAAGUGGAUGAGGAUCAAUGCUCGUCCCAUAAAAGAGCUCAGAUUCAAGGCUGAAGAUGGCAUUAUUCCUGAGAAACAAUAUGUUCUUAGAGUCCGUGCUAUCAAUGCUGUUGGUGUUAGUGAUCCCUCUGAAAUCUCAGACAAAGUCUUUGCUAAAGAUCCAGACAGUGCACCAAAAAUUGAUAUAGAGACCCAAGAUGUUGUUAUUGUUGAGGGUGAGAAGAUGUCUCUAAAGAUCCCAUACAGAGCAAUUCCCAAGCCAUCAAUGGUUUGGAAGAAGGGUGAGACCGAACUAAAGGCAGAUGACAGGCUGACUAUGAGAUGUGAACUCAACAGUAUUCACCUUGAGCUUCUAAAAUGCAAGCAUGAAGAUGCUGGUGUCUACACAGUCUCUCUUGAAAACAGUCUGGGUUCAGUUACUGGAACAAUCAAUGUUAAAGUGAUUGGUCUGCCUGGACAAUGCAAGAGCAUCACUCCAAGUGAGGUCACCAAGAACUCUUGUAAAAUCUCAUGGGAGCCCCCAGAGAGUGAUGGUGGUAGUCCCAUUUUGCACUAUGUACUAGAGCGCAGAGAGUCUCAGAAAAAGACAUUUAUGCCUGUAAUGUCUGGAGUCAAUGUACUUAACUUUGUGGUCAAAGACCUUAUGUUGAAUGGUGAAUAUUACUUCAGAGUUAAGGCUGUUAACAGAAUUGGAAGUGGUGAAUAUCUUGAGCUUCGCAACCCUGUCAUCACAGAGGAACAGAAGCAGCGGCCUGACCCACCAGUCGAGGUUGAGGCACACAACCCUACCUCACAGUCCAUAACAAUCACUUGGAAAGCCCCACCCUAUGAUGGUGGCUGUCCAAUUACUGGCUAUAUUUUGGAGCAAAUCGAGAAAGAUGGUGAUAGAUUUGUGAGAUGCGUUCCAAACCUUGUGCCUGGUUUCUCCUACACCAUCACUGGCUUAACAGAGGGCAAGGAAUAUCAAUUCCGUGUUCGUGCAGAGAAUGUGGCUGGAGAAAGUGAAUCCUCUCGCAGCACUCCCCUCAUUAAGGCUGCAGAUCCUGUUGAUCCACCAAAGGUAUCACUACACGUAGGCAUUGCAUCUGGCCUGACCAUCAGGAAGGGUGAGGAGAUGAGACUGGAUGCCCACAUUUCUGGGUCACCAUACCCCGCUGUGACAUGGUUCAGGAAUGAUGAGAAUGUCCAGAAGAUUGUAAAAAAGAAGCCAGAAUUUGUUAUAAGAAAGAAAAAGAAGACCAAGGCUGUUCAUCCUGAACCAGAGGAGGUGUUCCAUCCUCCCCUUCCAGAUCGUCUGUCAUUCGACCAGAGCAAGAGAGGAGAGACUGCCAUGAUGGUGCGUGAUGCCAUCAGAGAUGAUCAUGGAAUUUUCACCAUCAGAGUAGAGAAUACCCACGGUUUUGCAACUGCAUCUUGUGUUGUCAAUGUUCUUGAUAAGCCUGGACCACCUGUGAACUUUGGAUUUGAUGAGAUCAGAAAAGAUUCUGUCAUUUGCACAUGGGAUGCACCACUUGAUGAUGGUGGCAGUGAAAUUAUCAACUAUAUCCUGGAGAAAAAAGACAAUACCACAGAUGAAAUUGGUUGGGUUACUGUUACCUCAACCCAUAAAGGAUACAACUAUCCUGUUACCAAACUCAUUGAAGGAAAAGAGUAUAUUUUCAGAGUGACAGCCGAAAACAAAUUUGGCUGUGGACCACCAUGCUAUUCAGAGCCGCUUGUUGCAAAGAAUCAGUUUGAUCCUCCUGAUGCACCAAAUAUGCCAAGAAUUGGAGAAGUCACUGCCAGCAGUGUUGCUUUGUCUUGGCAUGAACCUAAGGACAAUGGUAGUCCCAUCUUGGGAUACUGGAUUGAGAGACGUGAGGUCAACAGCAAGUACUGGACCAGAGUGAACCGCAAUCUUCUCAACUCCCUUGCAGUCAAGGUUGAGGGACUUUUAGAAAGCCUGGUGUAUGUCUUCAGAGUUUGUGCUGAGAAUCUUGCUGGCCCUGGAGAAUUCAGUGUCCCAACUGAUCCUGUGGUUGCAAUGGAUCCAAUUUUGCCUCCGGGUCCCCCUGUGCCAAGAAUUGUGGAUACUACAAAUACAACAGUUGACAUUGCCUGGAUUCCUCCAUUAUACAAUGGUGGUGGAGAUAUUCUUGGAUAUCAUGUUGAGCGUUGCCUUGUUGGGGAGAAAGAAUGGAUUCGCAGCACCGAGUUCAGGUGCAAGGAAUGCAAGUACACCUUGACUGGCCUGACUGAGGGGGCAGAUUAUUACAUUCGUGUAUAUGCUGUAAAUGACGCUGGUCAUGGAGUCCCAGGAAUGACUGAACCAGUUCAAGUAAAAGAGCCUGAACAGGCCCCAGGAAUUGAGUUUGAUGUCUCUGUAAGGAAUGGAGUAAUUAUAAAAGCUGGAGAGACUCUGCGUAUACCAGCAUAUGUUGUUGGCAGACCAACACCAGAGGUGAAAUGGACAAAAGAUGAUGUUGAACCUGACAAAGAACGUGUUAUCAUUGAAAACGUUGGAAAUUGCAGCACUGUGUGUAUCAAGAAUGCUCUGAGAACUGACCAUGGCAAAUAUGAAAUAACAGGAACAAACUCCAGUGGAACAAAAUCUGCUUUUAUCAAGGUUGAUGUUAUGGAUGUUCCCGGACCAGUGGUUGAUCUAAAAACAGUGCAUGUGAGCAAGAAGAUGAUUUCCCUUACUUGGUCUGAUCCUAUUGAUAAUGGUGGAAGUGAUAUCAUGGGAUAUGUUGUUGAGAGAAAAGAUGCCAAGAUGCACAUAUAUAGGCAACCACUGGAAACUGCUUCAUGCAAAUGUGACAUUGUUGGCCUUCUUGAUGGUGAAGAAUAUAUGUUCAGAGUGGUUGCCAGAAACAAGUUUGGCCUUGGUGUCCCUGUUGAACUUGGACCUGUCCUAGCUGUGGAUCCUAAAGGUGUACCAUCGGCCCCAGAGAAGCUUCACUACACUGAAAGGACCAAGAACACUGUUACACUUGCUUGGCAGCCUCCUCGCAGUGAUGGUGGUUCUCCCAUCAGAGGCUAUUAUGUUGAAAAGAUGAGACAAGACAGUGAUGAAUUUGAUGUUGCCAAUCGUAAUAUCUGCAAAGAUCUUACAAUUACACUAGAAAAUCUAAAUGAGAACAUGUUAUAUGACUUCAGAGUAAAGGCUGUCAAUGAGGUUGGCGAUGGUGAACCAUCAAAAUCAAUAAAUGUCCAUAUUCAAGACGAUGAGUUUGCCCCAACUGUGAAUUUGUUGAAGUACAUCAAAAGCAAUACCAUAAUUGUCAAGAAAGGAGCAGCCAUUGAAAUCCCUGCUGAAAUUGCUGGUCUGCCAUUGCCCACAUUUGAGUGGACAAAGAAUGGAGUUGUUCUUGAAAAUUCAACUGAGACCAUGACACUUGAAUCUGAGGAGAUUGACAGACAAACUAUCAAAACCAAGCUUGCCAUUUCUGAAACUAUAAGACAGGACACAGGCCUGUACAAGCUAGCUGCCAGAAAUAUUCUUGGGACAGGUCAACAAAUUAUCAGAGUUGAUAUUUUAGAUCGUCCAUUACCACCACGGAAUAUUGUGGUCUCUGAUAUUAAGGCUGAGUCUUGCUACCUCACCUGGGAUGCUCCAGAGGACAAUGGAGGAAGUGACCUCACCAAUUAUAUUAUUGAAAAGAGGGAUGCCAGCAAGAAGAAAUCAGACUGGGAGCAGCUGACAUGUUGUAUUAUGGACCGACGCUAUGGGGUCUACAAACUUGAUACCUAUGGAACGUACCAGUUCCAGAUUAAAGCAGAGAACAAGUUUGGAGUCAGUGAUGGGUGUGAAUCAGAGAAAGUUGUCCUUAAGGAUCCAUAUGGUCUUCCUGGUCCACCCCAGAGACCAAGAAUCACAGGGCAUUCCAAGACAUCUAUGCUGGUAGCAUGGGAUCCUCCAAAGGACAAUGGUGGAUCAACCAUUCAGGGGUACUGGCUUGAAAAGAGAGAGAGAGGAGCAGUGUACUGGAGCCGAGUCAAUAGGGCUCCUGUAACAAAACCAGCUGUUAAAAGCUUAGAGUACAAUGUGCUGCAUCUCAUCGAAGGCGCUGAGUACCAGUUCCGUGUAAUGGCACAAAAUGCUGCUGGCAUUGGUCCCCCAAGUGAAGCUACAGAAUGUGUGUUUGCCUUGGACCCAAGACAUCGACCGAGCCAACCACCUGCACCUCAAGUGAAAGACAAGACACUAAGCAGUGUAUCUCUAGGCUGGUCUCCACCAGAUAAGGAUGGUGGAAGCCCCAUUACAGGCUAUAUUGUUGAAAUUCAGGACGAAGGCUCACAAGAGUGGCGAAGAGUGAAUGAACCUGAUAAGCUCAUUCCUACGCCAUAUUACACUGUGUCAGGGCUCAAAGAGAACAAGAAAUGUCGAUUCAGGAUAGUUGCUGUUAAUGCUGCUGGUGAGUCAGAGCCAAGUCCCAGGACUGCUGACAUCGUGGUACAAGAUAUCCUGGAGGAACCCGUUAUUAAAUUGGAGGUCUCCACUCAGGAACUGCUUUCUUGUCAUGCUGGAACAACAAUUAAAAUCCCUGCCACCAUAUCAGGCAGACCUGUUCCUGUGGUCAAAUGGGAAUACGAUGGAACUGCCCCAACAGAGACAAAGAAUGAGCAGCACACACUUCCAGUUGCUUCAAAGGUCUCAUUGACUGACACAACAACAGAAGUAACUAUCCCUGAGUGUAAGCUCAACCAUUCUGGACAGUACAUCAUUACUGCAUCUAACAAGGCUGGAACCAAAGUAGUUAAAGUCCGUGUAACAGUACUUGAUUUGCCUGGGCCUCCAAAAGAUCUCAAAAUAACAGAUAUCACAAGAAGUACAUGCAGACUUACAUGGAAGCCUCCAGAUAAUGAUGGUGGUGAGAGAAUCAAGAGCUACUACAUUGAGAAGAAAACAGUUGAAGGAAAAGCCUGGACCAAGGUCAACCCUGCCUGUGCUAGCCAGUCCUUGGUAGUCCCAGACCUUUUUGAAGGUCAAGACUACUUGUUCCGUAUUAGAGCUGAGAAUCGGUUUGGUAUUGGACCGGCUUUGGAAACCUUCCAAAGGACAAGAGCAAAGGAUCCCAUUCGUCCUCCUGAUGCACCCACAAGAGUUAAAAUUGUUGACGUGUCCAAGGGGGCGGUGACUUUAACUUGGAAACCACCAAAAAAUGAUGGUGGAUCCCCUGUAACUCACUACAUUGUAGAACGACUUUGGUGGGAUUCUAGUGGAGAGCAGAGAGAGUCCUGGAGACAGUGCAAUAGACGUGACAUUGAUACCACAACCUUCAAAGUGGAGGACCUCCAUGAGGGUGGAGAGUAUGAAUUCCGAGUCAAGGCUGUAAAUGAGGCCGGUGCAAGUAGACCGUCUUCUACUGCAGGACCAAUCACUGUUAAGGACCAGACAAGGGCACCUUCAGUUGAGCUCGAAGAGUUCAUGGAAGUUGAGCAGGGUACAGAUAUUUACAUUAUCGCUAAGAUCAAGGGAUGCCCAUUCCCAACUCUGACCUGGCAGAAAGCCCCACCCCAUAAAAGUGAUGCCAAGGUUGAUGUUGAAUAUGAUGAACAUAUCAAUAAGCUUGUAACUGAUGAUAGCUGCACUCUGCUGAUCCAGCAGGGCAAGCGCUCAGACACUGGUCUCUAUAUACUCACUGCCAGCAACAGCCUAGGCAAAGUCUCCAAAGAAAUGAGACUUAAUGUUCUAGGACUUCCGGGACCUCCUUCUGCACCAAUCAAGUUUGAGGAGAUUCAUGCUGAAAAUAUUACUCUGUCAUGGCUACCUCCUAUAGAUGAUGGUGGAUCUAAAAUCACAAACUACACCAUAGAGAGACGUGUCUCCAAUAGAAAAACAUGGAUUCCUGUGCCAGGUGCACCCAAAGAGCGCAUGUUUACAAUUGAGAGUUUAAUGCCUGGCCAUGAGUAUGUGUUCCGCAUUAGGGCACAAAAUAAAUAUGGAGUUGGUGAACCUCUUGACAGUGAACCAGAGAUUGCUAGAGACAUUUUCACUAUUCCUGGCCAGUGUGAAAAACCAACUCUAUCAAGCAUUACAAUAGAUUCCAUGACUGUGAACUGGGAAGAGCCAGAAACCGAUGGUGGUAGUCCAAUUACUGGAUACUGGCUUGAACGCAAAGAGACUACAUCAAAACGCUGGAACAGAGUCACUCGUGAUCCAAUCAGGCCUAUGCCUUUUGGGAUUUCUUACAGAGUCACAGGACUCAUUGAAGGCUCUCAGUAUCUCUUCCGUGUGACUGCAAUCAAUGCAGCUGGAUGUGGACCUCCAAGUUUGCCGUGUGACCCGACAUUUGCCAGAGAUCCAAUUGCUCCUCCUUCACCACCAACACCCAAAGUUACUGACUGGACAAAGACAACAGCUGACUUGGAAUGGAUUCCACCUCUAAAAGAUGGAGGCUCAAAGAUCAUGGGUUACUAUGUUGAAUACAAAGAGGAAGGCACAGAGGCAUGGGUUAAGGCCAAAGAAAAAGAAGUCAGAGGAACCAAAUUUGUAAUAACUGGGCUUAAAGAGAAUGGAUUUUACAAGUUUAGAGUUUUGGCCUUCAAUGCUGCUGGGCUAAGUGAACCAGGAGAAGUUGCUGAAGUUCUUGAAAUGAAGGACAGAAUAAAUGCACCAGGACUUGAAAUGGAUGUCUCGAUGAAAGAGAGGAUUGUUAUUCAUGCAGGUGGCGUGAUCCGCAUCAUAGCAUAUGUGUCAGGCCUGCCUGCACCUGAAAUAAUAUGGAACAGAGAUGGUGGAGUUGUCCCACCAGAGGCUGUUGUUGAGACUACAUCAAUCAGCACGUCAUUAGUAAUUAAGAAUUGCACAAGAAAGCAACAUGGUGUUUAUAGUUUAACAGCAAAGAAUGCUGGAGGAGAAGUGAAGAAGACAGUCAUUGUUGAGGUUCUUGAUGUUCCUGGUCCAGUUGGUAUACCGUUUAUUGCAGACAAUCUUAGUACUGACUCAUGCAAAUUGACAUGGUUCUUCCCAGAGGAUGAUGGUGGUUCUCCUAUAUCUAAUUUUAUAAUUGAGAAACGUGAAGCUGAACGCAAAGCUUGGACAGCAUGCUCAUAUAAUGCUGCUAGGCAAAAUGCUGUAGUUAAUAAUCUUAUUUUAGGAAAAGGAUACUUCUUCAGAGUUGCAGCUGAAAAUGCAGUUGGAGUUGGUCCAUUCCGUGAAACUGCAUGUGAAAUUAUCAUCAGGGAACGUCUAAGUGCACCAGACCGUCCGGAGGAAGUUGAGGUCACUGCUGUCACUAAAGACUAUAUUAAUUUAACAUGGAAGCCACCAAAGAAUGAUGGUGGAUGUGAGGUGACUUCAUACAUUCUAGAAGCACGCAUGAUUAGCAAGGACAAGUUUAUGAGAUUGACCAAAGAGAAAUUGUUGGACAGAAGAUUCACCUAUGAUGGUCUUCGAGAGGGUGAUACAUUUGAAUUCCGUGUGAGUGCAGUCAACGAGAUUGGUCAGGGCAAGCCGUCCUUCUGCACUAAACCAAUCACAUGCAAAGAUGAGCUUGAACCCCCAACAAUUGAAGUAGACUUCCGCGACAAAGUUAUUGUUCGUGUUGGAGAUAGUUUUGCUCUUCAAGGACGCUACACAGGCAAGCCGACCCCUUCUGUUACAUGGACAAGAGAUGAUGAGGAUUUGAAGGCAGAUCAACAUGUUCAGUUAAAGAAAACGACAAACACCAUGUGCCUUGGGAUAAUCAAGGCUCAGCGUAUGCACAGCGGCAGAUAUUGUGUUACAGUUGAAAAUUGUACUGGAGCCCGCAAAGGCAUUUGCAAUGUCACUGUUGUCGACCGCCCACUGCCACCUGAAGGUCCAGUCAUAUUUGAGGAAGUUCACAGAGAUCAUAUGGUAAUUUCUUGGAAGCCUCCUCUUGAUGAUGGUGGAUGUGAAAUUUCCAACUAUAUAAUAGAGAAGAGAGAUAUUAACAGAGACAUGUGGACCACUGUAACAUCUGCCAACACAAAAACCACCUGCAAAGUGCCCAAGCUUGUGGAAGGGCGUGUUUAUAUCAUGAGAAUCAAUGCUGAGAAUAUGUACGGCAUCAGUGACCCACUGGAGUCUGAAGAAAUGAAGGCCAAAGAUCAAUUCAGAGUACCUGAGGCACCUGAUGAGCCUACAGUUAAAGAAGUGUACCAUGACACAGCUCUGGUGCUUUGGAACCGCCCUCGUGAUGGUGGCAAGCCCAUUACUAACUACUUCUUAGAAAAGAAAGAACCUUCUGCUAAGAGAUGGUCCAGAGCAACUAGAGAUCCCAUCUACCCUGCUACCCAGUAUAGGGUACAAGAGCUCACUGAAGGAUGUGAAUAUGAAUUCCGUGUCAUAGCAGAGAAUGAAAUUGGUACUGGAGAUCCUAGCCCUCCAUCUAAGCCUAUACUAGCAAAGGAUCCAAUUGUUCUGCCUAGCCCACCUGUUCUACCUGAGGUCACUGACAAAACAAAAGAUUCUGUGAGUGUGUCAUGGCGUGUUCCUCGCCAUGAUGGUAAAGGCAAAAUCUUUGGAUACCUUGUUGAGUAUCAGAAGCCUGGUGCAAUUGAAUGGAUGCAGGCCAAUGAGACACCAGAGUCAUGCCCUGAUACCAAUUUUGUUGUGAAAAACCUACCAGAUGGUGAAGAAUUCCGUUUCAGGAUUAUGGCUGUGAAUGCAGCUGGAAAAUCUGAGCCUGCUUAUGUAAAGGAACCAGUUAAAGUGCAUGACAGACUUGAAGAGCCAGAGUUGCUGCUGGAUGCAAAUAUGUCACGGGACCAUCUUGCUAUGCUUGGAACGGAUAUCACACUAAGUGCUAAGAUUAAGGGCAUGCCAAUUCCCACUGUGUCUUGGAAGAAAAAUGGUGGCGACGUUCCUGCUCAUUGUGUUAUUGAAGUCACAGCAAGUGGAAGUAAACUACAUAUAAAGAAAUGUACACGUGCUGACUGUGGAAACUAUACUAUAACCAUUCAAAAUGCAGCAGGCUCAAAGACAGCAACAUGCACAGUGCUUGUUCUUGAUAAACCAGGACCACCAAGAAAGCUCAUGGUGUCGGAUGUUACAAGUGAGUCAGCUUAUCUAACCUGGCAAAAGCCAGAAGAUGAUGGCGGUGCUGUGAUCUCUCACUAUAUUGUGGAGAAAAAAGAUGUUGCAGCUGAGAAGUGGGUACCAGUCUGUGCCUCAUCCAAGAAGCUUAGCCUCAUGGCUUUAUACCUUAUGGAGGGUGUUCAGUAUUUAUUUCGUGUAGCAGCUGAAAACCAGUUUGGAAGAAGUGCAUAUACUCAAACCACCAAGCCUAUCAAGGCAGUUGAUCCUCUUUAUCCUCCUGGCCCUCCCAAGAAUUUGCACCAUGUAGAUGCAGAAAAAACUGAAGUAUGGCUUAAAUGGGAUUGGCCUGAUCGCACUGGUGGAAGUGAAAUCACUGGAUUUAUUGUUGAGCAUCAAGAAGAAGGGGCUACUAAUUGGGUAACCUUUAAAACGGCCAGCAACCCGAACUGCCAUGUUACUGGACUUGAAGAAGGGAAAACCUACAGAUUCCGUGUAAAAUCCCAAAAUGCAAUUGGAAUUAGCCGACCAGAUACCACUGUACCAAUUACUUGCCAGGAGAAGACUUUGGCACCAUCUAUUAACGUUGAUGUGAAACUCAUUGAGGGUCUCACAGUAAAGGCUGGAAGCACAAUUAUACUCCCUGCAAUCAUGAAAGGAAUACCACUUCCAACACCCAAAUGGCUAAGUGAUGGCACUGAGCUGAAAUCAGAGGGCAAAUACAAGAUUGAUACUGAAGGAGCUUCAACAGUUCUAAGCAUUGCUGAUUGUGCAAGGACGGACAGUGGAGAAUAUUUACUUACUGUUUCAAAUCCUGCAGGAAGCAAGUCAGUUGCUCUUCAUGUAACAGUGCUUGAUCUUCCCGGUCCUCCAAUUGGACCUGUCAACAUCCUUGCGGUUACUCCUGAUCACAUGGUUAUCCAGUGGCGUCCACCAAAGGAUGAUGGUGGCACACCACUGAUGAACUAUAUUGUUGAAAAGAAGGAUGUCAAGAAGUCUUGGGAACCAUGGUCUGUUGUGAGUUCUGGAAGUAUCAGCACCAAUGCAAAGGUUCCACGUUUAGAGAAGGGUCGUGAAUAUAUUGUGCGUAUUCGUGCUGAGAACAAGAUUGGCAUUGGUGCUCCUCUUGAAAGCCCUCCGACUAUUGCCAAACAUAUGUUCGAUCCACCAGGCCCUCCUGGGCCACCAACAUGUUCAGAUAUUACAGAAAAUGCUGUGACAUUGUCGUGGACUAAACCAGAAACUGAUGGUGGAAGCCCAGUUAGUGGCUACAUUGUGGAACGCAGGGAGAUGACUGGUAAAUGGAUUCGUGUCAAUAAAACACCAGUCUUGGAUCUCCGCUACAGGGUCUCUGGUCUUUUUGAGAACAACAUAUAUGAAUUCAGAAUUUUUGCUGAAAAUGUUGCUGGUGUAAGUGAGCCUUCCUAUCCUUCAGACCAGAUAAAAGCUACACGCCCAAUUGCUCCUCCUGGACCUCCAAGUAACAUAAAACUGAAGGACUGGAGCAAGACUUAUGCAGAUUUGGUUUGGACCAAGCCUAACAGAGAUGGUGGCAGCCCUGUUUUAGGAUAUGUUGUUGAAAUCCAGAAAUCUGGCUCUGCACAGUGGGACAGGAUCAAUAAGGACCUUAUCAAGCAAUGUGCAUUCAGAGUCCCAGGACUUAUUGAAGGCACAGUGUACAGAUUCCGUAUUAGAGCAUCUAACAAAGUUGGAGAUGGGGAGCCACGAGAGUUAACAGAGACAGUACUUGCCAAAGACAUCCUUGUUCCCCCAGAGAUUACUGUUGAUGUUGCAUGCCGUGACCUUGUAACUGUUCGGGCAGGACAGAUCAUCAGCCUGGUCACCCGAGUUAAAGGCAGACCUGACCCUGAAAUCACAUGGACUAAGGAUGCAAGAGCCUUAGGCAGAGAUAAACGAACAGAAAUGAAUAACAACUUCCCAAUUGUUGAACUCGUCAUUCAGGAUGCUGUAAGAGGAGACUAUGGAAAAUAUGCAAUUCAAGCUAAAAACAGCAGUGGUCAAGCAAAUGCUACAAUCAUUGUUAAUGUGCUUGACAUUCCUGGAGCAUGCCAGAACUUGAAGGUUGCAUAUGUGACCAAGGAUUACUGCAUGGUGUCUUGGGAAAAUCCUGAGGACAACGGUGGCACAGAAAUUACUAAUUACAUAAUAGAAUGCCGGCAACCUAGUCAAAGGGGAUGGACAGUUGUUUCAUCUGAUUGCACCAAACGUAUUAUAAAGGCUCCACUUGUGGAGAACUGUGAAUAUUUCUUCCGUGUUAGUGCAGAGAACAAAAUUGGUGCAGGACCACCAACAGAAACAAAAUCAGCAGUCCUUGCUGUUGACCCAGUUGAGAAACCUGGUGAGCCAGAGAAUUUCCAUAUUACUGAAAUUGGAAAAACCUUUGUCUUCCUUAAAUGGAAGAAGCCAGAGUAUGAUGGUGGUAGCCGCAAUCUUGCUUAUCAUAUAGAAAAGAAACCAAAAGAAGCAGAAGAAUGGGAAAGACUCCACAAAGGUGCUAUUAAAGAGACAUAUUUCAUGGCUGACAGAUGCAUAGAAAACCAAUUAUAUCAAUUUAGAGUUCAAACAAAAAAUGAAGGAGGAGAGAGCAACUGGGUGACUACAGCCGACAUUCUUGUAAAAGAGGAACUCGUAGUUCCUGUGCUACAUGUCAAGUUGGAAGGUGUUCUGGUAGUUAAAGCUGGAGAAUCGAUUCCAAUUGAGGCAGAGGUUAAAGGCAAACCACAACCAGAUGUCAAAUGGGCUAAAGAAGGGGACACCAAAGAUAUCAACAGAAGUCCCCGACUGCAGGUUGAGACUGGUGUCAACUUUUCUAAGUUCCUGCUAACAAAUGCAAAACGAGUAGAUGCUGGAAAAUAUACUGUCACUGCAACAAAUGCUGCAGGAACCUGUACAGCUGAGGCUAAAGUUAAUGUUCUUGACAGACCUGGACCUGUUAGAAGUCUCAAGGUGUCAGGAAUCUCGGUGGAUAGAUGUAAGUUGGAAUGGGAUGUACCUGAGGAUGAUGGUGGAUGUGAAAUUUAUAACUACAUCAUUGAGAAAUGUGAGACAAAGAGAGGUGUCUGGUCAAUUCAUUCUUCAGCUAUUAUAAAAAACUUUGCCAGUGUAACUCGUCUAAUUGAAGGAAAUGAGUACAUCUUUAGAGUAAGGGCAGAAAACAAGAUGGGGACUGGACCUGCUGUGCAAACAGAGUCUUUUAUUGCAAGGAACCAGUUCAGUAGACCUGGUGCACCAGAUGCACCUGAGGUGACCAAAGUUUCAAAAGAUGAAAUGACAGUUGUAUGGUGCUCCCCUGAUAAUGAUGGUGGAAAACCUAUCACUGGUUAUAUUCUAGAAAAGAAAGAAGAACAUGGCAUUAGAUGGGCACCAGUUAAUAAAUCUCCUAUUGCCAGUACGUGUUUGACCGUAACAGGUCUGUUGCCUAAUCAUGAAUACCAAUUCCGUGUAAAGGCUGAGAAUGAGGUUGGAGUUAGUGAUGCAAGCAAGCCAUCUCGAACAUUCACGGCAAAGGAUCCUGUUGGGCCUCCUGGUCCUGUUGGAAACUUAAAGGUGACUGAUAGUUCAAAAACAUCAAUCACACUUGGUUGGACAAAACCUACACAUGAUGGUGGAGCUCCACUCAUUGGAUAUGUAGUUGAGCUCAGAGUCAAGGGUACAGGCAAGAAGGGAGAAGAUGGAUGGAAGAGGUGCAACAUUGCUGCCCAGCUGAUUGGAACAGAGUUCACAGUCACAAGUCUGGAUGAGAAUCUUGAGUAUGAAUUCCGUGUUUCUGCACAAAACCAGAUAGGUCUGAGCAAGCCAACUAAUCUUGAGGGAGCUGUUUCUCCACGAGACAUUUUUGAUGCCCCUGAAGUUGUUUUGGAUGCUGAGCUGAAGAAGGGUCUUACUGUUAGAGCUGGCUGCCCAAUAAGAAUAGUUGCAACUGUCAGGGGACGUCCACCUCCCAAAGUGUUAUGGAGAAGAAUGGGAAUUGAUAAUGUUGUUAAGAAGGGUCAUGUGGAUCUCAUUGACACAAUGACAUUUCUUGUUAUCCCUGACUCCACCCGUGAUGAUUCAGGCAAAUACUCACUCACCGUAACAAGUCCAGCAGGAGAAAAAGCUGUAUUUAUCAAUGUUAAAGUACUUGAUACACCUGGACCAGUUGUUGCUCUAGAAGCCACGGAUAUUACAACGGUAUCUUGCAACCUAUCAUGGUCCCCACCUGAAAAUGAUGGUGGUAGUGAAGUCACUCAUUAUAUUGUUGAGAAGCGUGAAAUAGACCGCAAGACUUGGGCAACAGUUAAAACUGACUUAGAUAAAACAACAUUUAAUGUCAGCAAUCUUGUACCAGGAACAGAAUAUUACUUCAGAGUUACUGCAGUGAAUUUAUAUGGUCCAGGUGUUCCAAAGGCCACACAGAGAUCUUAUCUGGCUUCUGAUCCUAUCAGUAAACCUGAUCCACCACAGAAGGUAGACGUUUUGGAGAUCACUAAGAACAGUGCCAAGGUGGGCUGGGUGAAACCAAUGAGGGAUGGAGGAGCCAAGAUUGAUGGCUACAUAGUUGACUACCUUGUGCUUCCUGAGCCCAAAAUAAUCAAGGAACCAUUGGGGGGUGAAAGUGAGGUAGAGCCUGGUGCCGAGCCUGUGUCUCCAUCACCACCAGUGGUGAAGAAGGAAGAAAUACAGGAGGAAAAGUUAAACUGGACAUCAUAUACCAUUGUGAAAGAUUUAUGUAUCUCUGUUGUUGGACUGAAAGAAGGAAGGAAAUAUCGCUUCAGAGUGGCUGCACGAAAUGCCAUGGGAGCUAGUCUUCCCACUGAAACCAAAGAAGCAUAUGAGAUUAAAGAACAAAUGUUGGAACCCAAGGUUAUCAUGCCAGAGCUUGUAUCUGCAAAAGCAGGAGCAAAAGUUAGAAUUGAGGCUCUUGUAUCUGGCAAGCCAGCACCUGUGUGUCAGUGGAAACGAGCAGAUGCCAAUGUGGUCCCCUCAAGCCGCCUUGCAGUACACAAAUCCCAGAACUUGUGUGUGCUCAUCAUCAAAGAUGUCUCAAGAACAGAUAGUGGUCAGUAUAGCCUUGUCGCAGAGAACAGCUCAGGAAAGGUGGAACAAGUUCUUAAGAUUGUCAUUAAAGAUAUUCCAGGACCACCUGAACCGCCAUUUGCAAUAAGUGACAUUGACUCUGAUGCUUGCACACUGUCUUGGAACCCACCACUUGAGGAUGGUGGUAGCAAUAUCACAAACUAUGUGGUUGAGAAAUGUGAUGUGAGCAGAGGUGACUGGGUUUCUGCUGUUUCCAGCUGUGGCAAGGCUGGCUGCAGACUUGGUAAACUUAUUCCUGGAAAGGAGUAUAUGUUUCGUGUUCGUGCAGAGAACCGAUUUGGAAUUUCUGACCCCAUUACUUCUGAGAGGAUGAUAGCUAAAUUUCCAUUUGAUGUUCCUGGUGAACCCUUGAAUUGUCGAAUUACAAAAAUAAACAAGGACUGCAUGUUUGUGGCUUGGGAUAAGCCAGAGUCAGAUGGUGGCAGCCCCAUUACUGGAUAUUACAUUGAGCGAAAAGAAAGGAACAGUCUCUUAUGGGUUAAGGCUAAUGAUUCAGUUGUGCGAACAACUGAAUAUCCUUGUGCUGGUAUAAUUGAAGGUCUAGAAUACAAUUUCAGAGUAUCUGCUAUUAACCGUGCAGGACAGGGAAAACCAAGUGCAAAGACUGAUUUCGUCACAGCAAGAACACCAGUGGAUGCUCCAGGUAAACCAGAGGUACUUGAUGUGACCAAAAAUACUGUUUCACUGGUUUGGUCCAAGCCAAAGCAUGAUGGUGGAAGCAAGAUCAUAGGAUACUAUGUUGAAGCCUUGAAGAUUCCUGGAGACAAAUGGCUGCGCUGCAACACAAGCAGUCAGAAUGUACCUCGGGAAGAGUAUACUGUAUCUGGAUUGGAAGAGGGUGCCCAGUAUCAGUUUAGGGUUAUUGCAAAAACAGCCAUUAAUGUUAGCAGGCCAUCUGAAGUCAGUGACCCUAUUCUGGUGUCUGCAGAGAAUGUUCCUCCCAGAAUAGAACUAUCAAUACAGAUGAAGAAGAUGGUGCCAAAGAGAGCUGGAUCAGAUAUCUGUCUUGAAGCUGAGGUUUUUGGUAAACCUAUGCCAAAGGUUACAUGGAGCAAGGAUGGAAAAGUGUUGAGCAUGGAUAAAGACAUGAAAAUGUCACAAAAGAGACACCUAUUUUGUCUAAAUCUUACUGCAGUUACAAAACUCCAUACCGGUCAGUACAGCAUUCUUGCUGAGAAUGCAAGUGGGUCGAAGACAGCAGACAUACAGCUCACAGUUUUGGAUGUGCCUGGUCCACCUGCCUCUAUCAAGUUAGAUGAGGUAUUUUCUGAUCAUGUCAAAUUAAGCUGGACAGCUCCACAUGCAGAUGGUGGUUCACCAAUUACAAACUACAUUGUGGAUAAACGUGAGUCGAGCCGAGCUAAUUGGGCCCAGGUUUCUGCUAAAAUCAGCCGUGAUAUAACCGAAUUUUGUGUGGAAAGGCUGAUAAUGGGUCAUGAAUACCAAUUCAGAGUACGUGCUGAAAACCGAUAUGGGGCUGGUGAUGCCAUCCACUCAGAUCCUGCUGUUGCAAAGGACCCUUUCACUGUUCCUGGACAAUGUGAUCCACCGAUUGUCACAAACAUCACGAAGGAGAAAAUGACUGUAAGCUGGAAGGAACCCUCUGAUGAUGGCAACUCUACCAUUCUUGGAUAUAUUGUUGAGAAGCGUGAGACUAAAGAAAUUAACUGGACAAAACUGAAUAGGAAGCCAUUACUUGAAAGGUCACUUGAAGUUGGAGCUCUCUCAGAAGGGGCUCAAUAUGAGUUUAGAGUUAUUGCGGUUAACAAAGCUGGUCUUGGAAAACCUAGUGAGCCAUCAAAUUCUGCUGCUGCAGUUGAUCCUAUUUAUCCUCCUGGACCACCAAUUUCCCCAAAUGUUACAGACACAAGUAACAGUACUAUUAGCUUAUCUUGGACUAAACCUGCAAAUAAUGGUGGAAGUGAAAUUUUGGGAUAUCUAGUUGAAUGCAAAAGAACAGAUGCAACAGACUGGAUCAGAUGCAAUGUCCCAAAGAAUCUACAUGACACACACUAUGUUGUCACUGGACUCUUGGAGAAAUCAGAAUAUCAACUACGUGUUAGUGCUGUGAACAAAGUUGGCUUUGGUCAGCCAUGUGAAGUCCCAGAUAAACAUGUUGCAAAGGAUGUGUUUGUUGCACCUGAGGCAGAACUUGAUGCCGAAUUGAAGGAUAUGUUGGUGCUUCAGGCUGGUGCUCGUAUGAAACUUCAUGCCAAAAUCAAAGGCCGACCAAUUCCAAAGGUCACAUGGGCCAAGAUGAAUAGCAACAUAAAGGACAGACAGGGAAUCAUCAUUAAAGUCACAGACACUGAAACAAUUCUUUCUGUUGAAAGAGUUAAUAGAUAUGAUGCAGGGAAAUACAUUCUCAACCUUGAUAGUGUCAGUGGCAUGAAGAUGUACACAGUUGUUGUUAAGGUUCUUGAUACCCCUGGCCCACCACUAAACCUGAUGGUAAAGGAGACAUCAAAGGACAGUGCAUCUAUCAUGUGGGAUGAACCACUAAUUGAUGGUGGAAGUGAAAUUAAAGGUUACAUAGUAGAAAAACGUGAUGCAGAGAGAAAAGCAUGGUCCACAGUUUCUAGCUGUAAUAAAACAUCUUUCAAGAUUGAGGACCUGGAGCCUGGUAGAUCCUACUACUUUAGAGUAAUGGCUCAGAAUGAGUAUGGUACUGGUGAACCUGGUGAAACAGCAGAUGCUGCCAGAGCCUCUGAACAACCUGGACCAGUCUUGGACUUUAAGGCCUUGCUAGUAACUAGAGAUUCAUGCACACUUUCUUGGAAGAAACCAGUUACUGAUGGUGGUAGCCGCAUAAUUGCAUAUGUGCUUGAAGUUCUUAAUGGUGAGGACAAAUGGAAGGAGCUUCUAAGAUCCAAGAACAUGCAAUAUAGUGCUAAAGAUCUUGUUGAAGGAAGGGAAUACAAAUAUAGAGUAAUGGCAACCAACGAUGCAGGUGAUGGUCCAGUGAAGGAGCUUUCCAUUGUGGCAAAGGAUGUUAUUGUUUCUCCCAGCUGUGAUUUACGGGCUUUGCCAAACUUGAACUACAUUGCAAAAGAAGGAAGCACUGUUCGAAUCAAAAUACCCAUCAUUGGAAAACCUGUACCAGUAGUCUCAUGGAAGAAGGGUGAAGAUGAAAAUUUGACUGAAACUGGAAGAGUUUGUAUGGAAUCGACUGCUGUUAAUACAACUCUCUUGAUUCGGGACUGCCAGAGGAGUGAUGCUGGAAAAUAUACCAUUACCCUACGUAAUAAUGCUGGAUCGAAAGAAUCCUCUAUAUUUGUAAGAGUCGUUGGCAAGCCAGGAAUUUGUACAGGACCUAUCAAGUUUAAGGAAGUAACAGCCGAUGGAGCUACUUUAAAAUGGGGUGUUCCUAAAGAAGAUGGAGGGUCAGAGGUCACCAACUACCUUCUAGAGAAACGUGAUUCCAUUACCAAUAUGUGGGUAACUGUUUCCUUAGCAGUGGACACAAACAGUUAUAGAGUGGCUGGUCUUUAUGAAGGAACAGAAUAUAUCUUCAGAGUUUCUGCAGAAAACAAAUAUGGAGUUGGAGAAGGUCUUAAAUCUGAACCUAUGGUUGCCAAGCAUCCAUUCAACGUCCCUGAUGCUCCACCUACACCACAAAUCUUGAGCAUGCGUCAUGACUCAGCAACACUGGCUUGGUCUGAUCCACGAAAAACGGGCGGUUCACCAAUUACUGGAUAUCAUGUGGAAUUCAAGGAAAGAAACAGUAUGUUAUGGAAAAGAGCUAACCCAGCAUCUUUAAAAAUGAAAGACUUCAAAGUAACAGGUUUAACUGAGGGCUUGGAAUAUGAGUUUAGAGUAAUGGCUAUAAACUUGGCUGGUGUUGGCAAGCCAAGUCCUCCGACUGAGCCAAUGGUUGCUUUGGAUCCUAUUGAUCCUCCUGGUAAACCUGAUGUAAUCAGCAUCACAAGAAGUACUGUAACACUUCAAUGGACCGAACCUCAGUAUGAUGGUGGACACAGACUAACAGGUUACAUUGUUGAGAGACGUGAUCUUCCCGCGAAGUUCUGGGUGAAAGCCAACCCUGUAAACGUUGUGGAAUGUGCAUAUACUGUGGAUAACUUGCAGGAAGGUUGCAAGUUUGAAUUCAGGAUCAGAGCCAAGAAUUCAGCUGGGGCAAUAAGUCCACCAUCUGAACAAACAGAUACUCUUGUAUGCACUGAUGAAUAUGCUGCACCAUCUAUUAUUAUUGACCCCACAGUAAAGGAAGGGCUUACAGUCAAAGCUGGAGACACAAUAGUUAUCAACGCAACAAGUAUUUUGGGAAAACCUUCACCAAGUUCAGUCUGGUCAAAAGGAGGAAAGUAUUUCAAGCCAUCAGAUAUAUGUCAGAUUGAAACUACUCCUACAUCCUCUACUCUGUUUAUCAAAUAUGCAAGCAGAAAAAAUUCAGGGGAUUAUACCAUUACAGCCAGCAAUCCAUUUGGUGUCAAAGAAGAGAAUGUCAAAGUAAAGGUGUUGGAUGUCCCUGGGCCUCCAGGACCAAUUGAAGCAAGUGGCAUAUCAUCUGAAAAGGUUACCUUGACCUGGGCACCACCUAAUGAAGAUGGUGGAUCUGCAAUUAAAAAUUACAUUCUAGAAAAGAGGGAAACAAGCCGUCUCCUUUGGACAAUUCUUGCAGAAAAUGUUAUUGAUUGUCAUUUUGUUGCAAAUAAACUAAUCCAAGGGAAUGAAUAUAUAUUCCGUGUAUCAGCUGUCAACCAUAGUGGAUCUGGUGAUUUUUCACAUUCAGAGCCUGUAAAGAUGGUGGAUAACUAUGGUCCCCCAGGCCCUCCAGCAAGACCAGAAGUGGAACAGAUUGGAGGCAAGACUGUUACAAUCACAUGGAAGAGACCCGCUGAUGAUGGAGGCAGUGAUAUCACAGGCUAUACGGUUGAGAAAAAAGAAAGAAAGGGCAUAAGGUGGUCAAGAGCAUCAAAGAAGACUGUACCUGACCUUCAGUUUGAGGUGCAAGGUCUCACGGAAGGAGAAGAAUAUCAAUUCAGAGUAACUGCCGAAAACAAAGCUGGCUUUGGGGAACCGAGUGAGCCGUCACAACCUGUCAGAACAAAAGUCAUGGCAGAUGUACCUGGACCCCCAGUCAACCCAAGAGUAACAGAUACAACAAAGAACACAGCUGAACUGCAUUGGGGCAAACCUUUUAAUGAUGGUGGCAUGCCUGUUACAGGAUAUACUGUUGAGCAUAAAAAGGAUGGAGAAGAGACAUGGGUAAAAGAUACAACUACACCUUUAAUGAUCACAGAAUUUGUUGUUCCAAACCUGGAGACUGGAGCAAAGUAUCAUUUUAGAAUUAGUGCCAUGAAUGCAAUGGGAGUUGGGGAGCCAGCACAAACAGUAGACCUUACUCAAAUAAUCGAAUGCGAAGUAAUCCCAGACCUGGAGCUUGAUAUUGAAUUGAGAAAAACACUAGUUGUCAAAGCUGGAUGCUCUAUUCGCAUAUUUGUUCCAAUUAAAGGCCGUCCAAUUCCAUCUGUUACUUGGUCAAAGGAGGAGACUGCACUAAAAACCCUUGCAAACAUUGACAAUACAGAGUCUUACACUCUUUUAGUCAUUCCGGAUUGCCACAGACAUGAUGCUGGAAAAUAUGACUUAACAUUAGAGAAUGCUGCUGGAAAGAAGACUGCAUAUGUGAAUGUUAAAGUUUUGGACUCUCCAGGGCCUCCUAUCAAUCUUAAACCAAAAGCCAUUGACAAGGAAAGCAUUACACUUCAGUGGGAACCACCUCUAAUUGAUGGUGGUGCAAAGAUUACUAAUUACAUCAUUGAAAAAAGAGAAUCUACUCGAAAAGCUUAUGCUACUGUUGUAACAAAAUGUGCUAUGUGUUCUUUAAGAAUUCCAAAUUUGUCAGAGGGGUCAGAAUAUUAUUUCAGAGUAUCUGCAGAAAAUGAAUUUGGAAUUGGUGAAUCAGUAGAAACCCUGGAUCCCAUCAGAGCAUCUCAAGCACCAAGUCCCCCAGAAAUGGUCACAAUUACUGAUGUUACCAAAAACUCAGCUAGUCUUGCUUGGACCAAACCAAAACAUGAUGGUGGAAGCAGAAUAACUGGGUAUGUUAUUGAAGCUCAGAAAAGAGGAACAGACCAGUGGGCUCAUGUGACCACUGUAAAAACUUUAGACUUUAUUGUAAAAAACUUAAAUGAAAAUGAAGAGUAUGUAUUCCAUAUCAUGGCUGUUAACUUGUCAGGCAGAAGCCAUCCUCGUGAAAGCAAGCAUGUCAUUAUAAGAGAGCAAAGCACAGAACCAGAAUUUGACUUGCGGGGUAUCUGCAAGAAGACGGUCAUAGUAAAGGCUGGAGAUAACAUAAAGGUAGAGGUACCUGUAAUUGGGCGUCCUAAACCAACAGUAACCUGGCAAAAAGAUCAUAAAGCUCUCAAGUUAACGCAAAGGACAAUGGUUGAAAAUACCUCUACUUCUACUAUCUUGACUAUAAAUGAAUGUUUGAGAAGUGACACUGGAGUGUAUUCAGUUACAGGGAAAAAUAUAGUUGGCUCAGUUACUGAGAACAUCAUAAUCAAAGUGCAUGAUGUCCCUGGACCACCUAGGGGACCAAUAAAAUUAGACAAAAUAUCUCGUAAUUCCAUUGAGUUCUCAUGGGAUCUACCCGAAAAUGAUGGAGGUGUACCAAUUAAUAACUAUGUCAUUGAAAUUAGAGAAACUACUACUCAGAAUUGGACAGAACUCUCUUCCAUGGUCAUUCGGUCAACAUUUAAAGCAACUCAUCUAACAACAGGGGUGGAAUACCAAUUUCGUGUAAAGGCCAAAAAUAGAUAUGGUGUAGGACCUCCAAUCAUUUCAGAAGUUGUUGUUGCAGCUUUUCCAUUUAAGGUGCCUGGGCCACCAGGCACUCCUAAAGUUGUUGAAUUCACAAAGGACACAAUGACAGUUGGCUGGAAUGAGCCAGUUAAUGAUGGGGGAAGUGAAGUUAUUGGAUAUCAUCUUGAAAGAAAAGCGAGGAACAGCAUUGUCUGGCAUAAAAUUAGCAAAGCUCUUGUAGUGGGAAACCUUUUCAAAACAACUGGUCUGGAGGCUGGCACUGCAUACGAGUUCCGUGUUAUGGCUGAAAAUGUAGCAGGAAUUGGAAAACCAAGCAAAGCAUCUGAGCCCAUGCUUGCUCUUGAUCCAGUGGAUCCACCCGGUCAGCCUUUACCAAUCUCUGUGUCCAAAAAUUCAAUCACAAUUAAGUGGACAAAGCCAGAAUAUGAUGGUGGGUUCAAGAUUACAGGUUAUAUUGUGGAAAAAAGAGAUCUACCAGCUGGGCGCUGGAUAAGGGCCAAUUUCACAAACAUUAUUGAAACCACCUUUACUGUUAGUGGUUUAAGCAAAGAUGCAUCCUAUGAAUUCCGUGUGCUUGCAAGAAAUUCAGCUGGUGCUAUUAGCAACCCAUCAGAUGUAUCAGAUCAAAUAAUUUGUAAAGAUGACUUUGAAGAACCAAAAAUUAUGGUUGAUGCAAAAUUUAAGGAUGUUUUGCUUGUUAGAGCAGGAGAAGUCUUCAGACUUGAUGCUGAUGUUACAGGCCAGCCACUGCCAUCUAUGGUUUGGACCAAAGAUGGAAAGGACAUUGAAAACACUUCUAAACUACAGAUAAAAUUUACUGACCUCUCUGCUUUUUUGGUUAACAAGGACUCCCUUAGAAAAGAUGGAGGUCAGUUUGUUCUGACAGCUACUAAUGUGGGUGGAUUUGCUAAACACAUAUUCACUGUUAAAGUCCUUGAUAGACCAGGACCACCUACAGGACCUCUUAUGGUUUCAGAUAUCACAGCAGAAAAAUGUGUGCUUAAAUGGGCUCCACCUGAAGAUGAUGGUGGGGCAAACAUUGAACACUAUGUAAUUGAAAAACGUGAGUCAAGCAGACUUGCCUGGACAAAUGUGGCAACAGAAUUGCAAGUUACACAGUACCAGGUAACAAAACUGCUCAAAGGAAAUGAAUACAUUUUCAGAGUCAUGGCUGUUAAUAAGUAUGGAGUCGGUGAAGCCCUUGAGUCUGACCCAACAAUUGCGGACAACCCUUAUGUUCCACCUGAUCCUCCACAAAUGCCUGAGAUUACAGCUGUCACAAAGGAUUCAAUGGUGAUUUGCUGGAGAGCUCCUGCAAAUAAUGGUGGAAGUGAAAUCACUAACUAUGCAAUUGAGAGAAGAGACAGAAUUGGUUUACGCUGGGUAAAAUGCAACAAGAAGAAGGUAACUGACUUGCAUUUCAAGGUAACUGGACUUGUUCCAGGACAUGAAUAUGAAUUCAGAGUUUUUGCAGAGAAUGUAGCUGGACUCAGUGCACCAAGUCCUUCAAGUCCCUACACAAAGGCCACAGACACACUGUUCAAACCAGGCCCACCUGGUAACCCAAGGGUUUUGGACACAACAAGUUCGUCUAUCACACUUGCAUGGAAUAAACCAGGGUAUGAUGGUGGUUCUGAAGUGACUGGAUAUAUUGUUGAGACCUGUUUACCUGGAACUGAAGAGGAAGAAUGGAAAAUUGUCUCUCCUAAAGAAGGACUGAAAGCAACAUCAUUUAGUAUAACAAAUCUUAAGGAGAAUCAGGAAUACAAAAUAAAUAUUUCAGCUGUUAACAGUGAGGGUGUUGGAGAAGCAGCAUCUGUUCCCGGUUCCCCUAAAGCUGAAGAAAGACUCUUACCACCAGAAAUUGACCUUGACGCUGACCUCCGUAAGGUUGUGAACAUUAGAGCAUGUAACACCUUAAGGCUAUUUGUGCCAAUUAGAGGAAGGCCAACUCCAGAGACCAAAUGGUCAAGAGAGAAUAAUGAACCUUUGGAUAAAGCUACAAUUGAGAGUACAUCAUCUUUCACAUCUUUGGUAGUUGAAAACGUGAAUAGAUUUGACAGUGGCAAAUAUAUUUUGACUGUGGAGAACAGCUCAGGAAGUAAAUCAGUUUCUGUGACUGUUAGAGUUCUAGAUUCACCAGGUGCACCGCAAAACCUCCAAAUCAGCAAAGUUACAAAAGAAUCUGUCUCACUUGUAUGGGAUCCUCCACUGAAUGAUGGUGGGACAACGAUAAAGAACUAUAUUGUUGAAAAGCGUGAAGCAACAAGAAAGGCCUAUGCUACAGUUAACUCUAAUUGUCAUAAAACAGCAUGGACUGUUGAUCAGCUUCAAGAAGGGUGCAAUUACUACUUCAGAGUACUGGCAGAGAAUGAGUAUGGUAUUGGUCUCCCUAUUGAGACCAUUGAAUCAGUCAAAGUAUCAGAAAAACCACUUCCUCCAGGAAAAAUUACACUUCAGGAUGUUACAAAGACAAGUGUUACACUGUCAUGGGAGAAGCCUGAACAUGAUGGAGGAAGUAGAGUAGUUGCAUAUGUUUUGGAGAUGCAGAGUAAAGCCAGUGAGAAAUGGACACAGGUCAUGAUUGUCAAGGUACCAGAGGCAAUUGUUUCGGGCCUUACACCUGGUGAAGAGUACAUGUUCCGUGUUUCAGCCAGAAAUGAAAAAGGCACCAGUGAUCCUCGACAAAUUGGUGUUCCAGUGAUUGCCAAAGAUCUUGUAAUUGCCCCUUCUGCCAAAUUGUUAUUUUCAACAUUUACUGUUCUUGCUGGAGAGGAUUUGGCAAUAGAUAUUCCAUAUAUUGCUCGACCCAAAGCUGCAGUCUCUUGGGUGAAGGAUGCUACACCUCUAAAGCGAACAAGUAGGGUUAGCUUCACUUCCACAGAAAACCAAUUGAAUCUUGUAAUCAAAGAGUCAUGUAGAGAUGAUGUUGGCCAGUACAGCAUCAAACUUUCAAACACAGCUGGUGAGACAUCAAUGAAUAUAGGAGUAGUUGUCCUUGACAAACCUGGCCCACCAGUUGGCCCAGUGAAUUUUGAAGCAGUAACAGCUGAAAGUGUUACUAUUUCAUGGAAACCACCAGAGUAUGAUGGAGGCUGCACCAUUAAGAACUAUGUGGUGGAGAAAAGAGACACAUCCACAACAAACUGGGUAGUUGUAACAGCAAAUCUAGCCAGAACCAAGAUUAAAGCUGGAAGACUAAAAACAGGCAAUGAAUAUCAAUUUAGAAUCACUGCUGAGAACAGAUACGGCAAAAGCCCUUUACUUGUCUCAGAGUGUGUUAUUGCACAGUAUCCAUAUAAGCUUCCAGGACCACCUGGAACACCCUUCAUUCAUUCCUCAACCAAAGAAAGUAUGGUUGUGAUGUGGAAUGAACCUGUUAUUGAUGGAGGAAGCACAAUUUUGGGUUACCAUCUUGAACGUAAAGAAAGAAACAGCAUUCUUUGGGUCAAGCUUAAUAAGUCUAUAAUCCAGGACACAACAUACAAGACCACAGGCCUUGAGGAAGGCCUUGAAUAUGAAUUUAGGGUGUAUGCUGAGAACAUUGUUGGUAUUGGAAAGGCGAGCAAAAUAUCAGAGGGACAUUUUGCUCGAGAUCCUUGUGAUCCUCCUGGUACACCCGAAGCAGUUAAAAUUACAAAGAACUCCAUCACUAUUAUGUGGACUAAACCUGAGUAUGAUGGUGGAAGCAAGGUCACAGGGUAUAUUGUUGAAAAGAAAGAAUUACCUGAAGGACGUUGGCUGAAAGCAAACUUUACCAAUGUCAUCGAAACAGAGUAUAGUGCCACAGGUCUCACAGAAGACCAGAAAUAUGAGUUUCGAGUUAUUGCAAGAAAUGCCUCAGGAGUUUUUAGUGAUCCUUCAUAUAGCACAGGGCCCAUUACUGCGAAGGAUGAGAUUGAACCCCCUCGCAUCAGCCUGGACCCACAUUACACCCAGGCAAUUGUUGUAAAUGCAGGAGAAUCAUUUAAAAUUGAUGCAGAUGUACAUGGAAAACCAACACCAACAAUUCACUGGAUGAAGGGAGAUCAGGAACUUGGAAACACUAUACAUCGUGAAAUCAAGAACACGACCAAAUUUGCAUGCUUGUCUGUAAAAGAGUCCAAGCUUGCUGAUGGUGGCCAGUACACACUACUCCUAAGGAAUCCAGGAGGUGAGAAAGCUGUCCAUGUCAAUGUGAAUGUUCUAGAUAAACCUGGGGCACCCGAGGGUCCCAUAUCCAUUACAGGGGUAACCACUGAACAAUGCUACCUUGCAUGGAAACCCCCAAAGCAGGAUGGUGGGAGCACAAUCACUCAUUACAUUGUUGAGAGAAGAGAGACAAGCAGACUUAUCUGGACUUUGGUUGAAUCCAAAGUUCCAGCUGAAAUGUUGAAAGUUACAAAACUCCUUGAAGGCAAUGAAUAUAUAUUUAGGGUUUUUCCAGUAAAUAAGUUUGGAGUUGGUGAAGCACUUCAGUCUGAUCCAGUCCUUAUUAAAGAUCCAUUUAUGCUACCGGAUGCUCCAAAGGGAAUAGAGGUCUCUGAUAUAAAGAAAGAUUCAAUGGUAUUAAGUUGGGAAGCACCGUCAAGUGAUGAUGGCACUCCUGUCACUGGAUAUAUAAUUGAAAAACAUGACAAGGAGAGUGUUAGAUGGAUCAGGUGCAAUAGGAAAAUGGUCACAAACCUAACCUACAAAGUCACUGGGCUUCUUGAGGCCCACCUUUAUGAAUUUAGAGUUGCAGCUGAAAAUUCUGUUGGGGUUGGUGAGCCUAGUUCAGCAACGGUAUUCUAUAAAGCUCUGGAUCCUGUGUUCAAGCCAGGUCCUCCACAUAAUCCUAAAGUUAUAGACACAACCAAAUCAUCUGUGUCACUUACAUGGGGGAAACCUAUUUAUGAUGGUGGAUGUGAAAUCCAUGGAUAUAUUGUUGAAUCAUGUGAGGUAAAAGCAGCAGCAGAGGUGGUGAAACCUGCUCAGGAAAUUGAAGUUUCUGAGGGCGUGGAUGAAGAAUGGACUAUCUGCACCCCAGCAACUGGUGUUAAGUUAACAUGUUUUACAGUAGAAAAUCUAAAAGAAAAACAGACAUACAAGUUCAGAGUAUGUGCAGUUAACAAAGUUGGUGUAGGUGAACAUGCAGACAUUGCUGGCCACAUUCAACCGGAAGAUAAGACAGAGGAGCCAGACCUUGAUAUUGAUCCUGAGUUUAGAAAGAUUGUCAGUAUUAAAGCUGGGGGAUCUCUACGAGUUUUUGUUCCCAUUAAAGGACGCCCUGUACCACAAAUUAAAUGGGAGAAGGAUGAUGGCCCCAUUAAAGAGACAGCACAAAUUGAAGUCACAAGUUGUCACACUUCUCUUGUGAUUGAUAAAAUAAAUAGACAGGACAGUGGAAAGUACUCUGUGACUGCAGAAAACUCAUCUGGUGUAAAGUCUGCGACCAUCAUUGUGAAAGUUCUUGAUACUCCUAGUGCUCCAGUUAACCUUAAAGUUCAAGAAAUUACAAGAGAGUCUGUCACUCUUUCAUGGGAACCUCCUACAUUGGAUGGAGGUGCUAAGAUCAAAAACUAUAUUGUUGAAAAACGUGAAACUACAAGGAAAACCUUCUCUGCUGUUGUAACAAAUUGCCAUAAAUUGACAUGGAAAAUUGAACCACUUCAAGAAGGCUGCUGCUACUAUUUCAGAGUCCUAGCAGAAAAUGAGCAUGGUAUUGGAAUACCUGCAGAUAUUACUGAUCCUUUGAAAGUAUCAGAAGUGCCACAAUGCCCUGGAAAAUUAAGUGUUGUAGACAAUACAAAAACAAGUGUCUCUCUUGCUUGGGAAAAACCACUGCAUGAUGGUGGCAGUAGAAUUCUUCAAUACCUUGUUGAAAUGCAAGUGAAAGGAAAUGAAAAAUGGUCUGGUUGUGCAAACGUAAAAACAUUAGAAGCUGUUAUUAAUAAUUUAAACCCAGGUGAGGAGUACACUUUCAGAGUAACUGCUAUUAAUGAAAAAGGAAAGAGUGACCCAAGAAUCCUGGCAGUGCCAGUACAAGCAAAGGAUCUAGUUAUUGAACCAGAUGUUAGGCCUUCAUUUAACAAUUACAGCGUUCUUGUUGGUAAAGACCUGCAAGUUGAAAUUCCAAUUUCUGGACGCCCUAAACCAAAGGUGACAUGGAUAAAGGAUGGGGAAGCUCUUAAAUUCACAACAAGAGUGAACAUUUCAAAUACACCACAUAGUACAAUUCUUAGCAUCAAGGAAGCUGCCAGAGAGGAUGGUGGCAUGUAUGGAAUCAAUGUUUCAAAUAUUCUUGGGCAAAAAGAUGCAACAGUUGAAAUAAUCACUCUUGACAAACCAGGACCACCAACUGGCCCUGUAAGAUUUCUUGAGGUAACAGUAUCAAGUGUUACACUGUCAUGGGAACCUCCAAAGUACACUGGUGGUUGUCCAAUUUCAAACUACAUUGUACAAAAGAGAGACACAACUACCAAUACUUGGGAGAACGUUGCAGUUUCUGUUGCAAGAACAACACUGAAGGUCUCCAGACUAAAAACUGGGGUGGAGUAUCAGUUUAGGAUUAUUGCUCAAAACAGAUAUGGCAAAAGCUAUGCUUUAGAAUGUCCAGCUGUUGUUGCCCAGUACCCAUAUAGAGAACCAGGCCCACCUGGUACUCCAUUUGUGUCAUCUUUGUCCAGAGAUCACAUGGUUGUAGAGUGGCAUGAACCUGUUGUAGAUGGAGGCAGCAGCGUUAUAGGAUAUCACCUUGAACGAAAAGAAAGGAACAGUAGCCUUUGGACAAAGAUAAACAAGAGCUUGAUUCAAGAAACAAAAUUCAAAACCUAUCCUUUGGAAGAGGGAAUUGAAUAUGAGUUCAGGGUCUAUGCAGAAAAUAUUGUUGGCAUUGGUCGAUGCAGCAAAAUCUCAGAGGGGUAUGUGGCCCGUGAUCCAUGCGAUCCACCUGGCACCCCAGAAGCUAUUCAUGUUAGCAAAGAUUCAAUAAUAAUACAAUGGACAAAACCAGAAUAUGAUGGAGGAAGUGUAAUAACUGGUUAUACUGUUGAGAAGCGUGAUCUGCCAGAAGGACGCUGGGUGAAAGCUAGUUUUACAAAUGUCAUUGAAACCCAAUUUACUAUUAGUGGGCUUACAGAGGGCUCUAAAUAUGACUUUAGAAUAAUUGCAAAAAAUGCCGUUGGCACUAUUAGCAAACCAUCUUUGAACAGUGGACCUAUUGCUGCUCUGGAUGAAGUCGAGCCACCAAAGUUUUCAAUUGAUCCUGAAUAUACUCAGACCAUUACUGUGAAUGCUGGGGAUACAUUUAAACUUGAUGCAGAUGUCCAUGGCAAACCAGUACCUACAAUGCAGUGGUUCCUAGGUGAUAAGAAACUUGAAAACACAAUGAAAUGUGAGAUCAAAAACUCUGACACCAGGGCUAUGAUUGUCUUAAAGGAUGCACUCAGACAUGAUAGUGGACACUAUAGUCUUCAUCUCACCAAUGUCGCUGGCUCACAAACUGUUUCAUUCCAAGUGAAAGUACUGGACAAACCCAGUCCACCCGAAGGACCUCUUCGUGUCACAGGGGUAUCAAGCAAUAAGUGCACACUGUCAUGGCGCCCCCCACAAGAUGAUGGGGGAAGCCUUAUCACCCAUUAUAUUAUUGAAAGACGUGAAACUAGUCGUCUUGCUUGGGCCAUUAUCUCUAGUGUUUGUAAAGCCACAAUAUUCAAAGUAACAAACCUUCUUGAAGGCAAUGAAUAUAUCUUUCGUGUCAUGGCUGUCAACAAUUACGGUGUUAGUGAGCCAAUUAAUUCUCCGUCUGUAAUACUGAAGAAUCCGUUUACAACCCCAGGAUCACCUCAAAUUCUGGAGGUGACUAACAUUGCCAGAGAUUCUAUGACUGUGUGCUGGAGUGCACCAGAGAAUGAUGGAGGAAGUGAAAUUGUUGGAUAUAUCAUUGAAAAGAAAGAUCGUUCUGGAAUUAAGUGGACCCGAUGCAAUAGACAAAAAGUCACUGAUGUAUGUUUCAGAGUUCAAGGCCUCAUGGAGGAUCAUGAGUAUGAGUUCAGAGUGUCAGCUGAAAAUGCAGCUGGAAUUGGUGAACCUAGCAUACCUACAUCAUACUACAAAGCUUGUGAUCCUAAAUUUAAACCUGGCCCUCCCACAAAUGCACAUAUAAUUGACACCACAAAGAGCUCAAUUUCAUUGGCAUGGGGAAAGCCUCUUAAUGAUGGUGGAAGUGUCAUUCAAGGAUACAUAGUUGAGAUAUGCAAAAUGGAGGAGGAUGAAUGGACUAUGUGUACGCCACCAACUGGUCUGCGUGUUAAUAAAUUUGAAAUAAGCAAACUAACAGAGCAACAGGAGUAUAAGAUUCAGGUAUGUGCUAUCAAUAAAUUAGGUGUGGGUGAGCCUGCAGUUAUUACUGGGCCUGUGAAAACAGAGGACAGACUUGAAGUUCCUGAAAUUCAUCUUGAUUCAGAGUUGAGGAAAGGUAUAGUUGUUCGAGCUGGGGGAUCAUUUAGAAUCAAUGUGCCUUUCAAGGGAAGACCAACACCAGAUAUUAAAUGGACUAAAGAUGAAGGGGAUUUGACAGAGAAAGCCAUAAUUGAGAAAGGUUUUAAUUUUACACAGCUUUCACUUGACUCAUGUGACAGAAAAGAUUCUGGAAAAUAUAUUGUGUCCCUAAGGAACAGCAGUGGAACAGCAUGUGAAUUUGUAUCAGUAAAAGUAUUAGAUACACCAGCAGCUCCACUUAACCUGGUGGUAAAAGAUAUUAAGAAAGAUUCCAUGACACUUGUUUGGGAUCCACCACUUAUUGAUGGAGGUGCAAAAAUCAAAAACUAUCUUGUAGAUAAGCGUGAAUCCACAAGAAAAGCAUAUGCUAAUGUCACAACAAAGUGUAGCAAGACAAGCUUCAAGGUGGAAAAUCUUGCAGAGGGGGCACUAUACUACUUUAGAAUUAUGGCUGAAAAUGAAUAUGGAAUUGGUCUACCAGUUGAAACAAAGACUGCAUUAAAGGCUUCUGAAGUACCUCUGUCAGUAGGAAAGAUCAUGUUGACUGAUGUUACCAAAACAAGUGCAUCUCUUGCAUGGGAGAAACCAGAGCAUGAUGGUGGCAGCAGGAUUGCAGGCUACUUGAUUGAAAUGCAAUUAAAGGGAACAGAAAAAUGGAGUGUAGCAACAUCUGUCAAAACCUGUGAAGGUACUGUCACUGGGCUAACAGCUGGUCAAGAAUAUUUGUUCCGGGUUCUUGCUUUUAAUGAGACAGGAAAGGGUGAACCUAAGCUUCUUGCUGCUCCUGUCAUAGCCAAUGAUUUAACCAUUGAACCCAGCCUAAAAUCACAGUUUAAUACAUACAGUGUGAAAUCUGGUAAUAAUCUUAAAUUGGAAAUACCUGUAUUUGGACGUCCCAAGCCAAAGGUUACUUGGAUGAAGGAUGGACAAACUCUUAAAGUGACAUCUCGAAUCAGCACUUCAAACACACCAACAUCAGCCAUUCUACAGAUAACUGAAGCCACUAAAGAUGACUUUGGAAAGUAUACAAUAAGUGCAACAAAUAGCACUGGUACUAUUACAGAAGAUAUUAGAAUAAUUGUCCUUGAUAAGCCUGGUCCUCCAAGUGGUCCAAUUAAAGUGAAUGAAGUGAGCAAUAGCUUUGUUACAAUCGCAUGGGAACCCCCAUCUUACACAGGAGGCUGUCAGGUGAAGCACUAUAUUGUUGAAAAGCGAGAGACAACUACUACAGCAUGGGAAGUUGUAGCUGGAUCAGUUGCCAGGACAUCUCUAAAAAUAGCAAAGCUGAAAACCGGUUCUGAGUACCAGUUUAGAGUCAUCGCUGAAAACAGAUAUGGCAAGAGUUCCUCUUUGGAGUCAAAGGCAGUUGUGGUUCAGUAUCCAUACAAACCUCCUGGGCCACCUGGAACUCCAUAUGUGAAAUCUGCCUCCAAGGAUCAAAUGAUAAUUGAGUGGAAUGAGCCUGUCAAUGAUGGUGGAAGCUCAGUAAUUGGCUACCACCUGGAAAGCAAAGAACGGACUAGUAUCUUGUGGACAAAGUUGAACAAAUCUCUCAUUACUGACACCAUGUUUAAGAUAUGUAAUCUUGAGGAAGGAAUUGGUUAUGAAUUCAGAGUAUAUGCUGAGAAUAUUGUUGGUAUUGGCAGAGCAAGCAAGGUUUCAGACAGCUUUGUUGCUCGUGAUCCAUGUGAUCCUCCUGGUACUCCAGAAGCUAUUUCUAUUUCAAAGAACCAUGUGGUAAUACAAUGGACAAAACCUCAAUAUGAUGGUGGCAGCAAAGUGACAGGAUACAUUGUUGAAAAGAAGGACUUACCUGAAGGCCACUGGAUGAGGGUCAACUUUACCAAUGUGAUUGAGACAGAAUUCACAAUCACUGGCUUAACAGCAGACCAACAGUAUGAAUUCAGAGUCAUAGCAAGAAAUGCUGCUGGCAUUUUCAGUGAGCCAUCUGACAGCACUGGCCCAAUAACCACAACAGAUGAAAUUGAACCUCCAAGUGUUUCAAUGGAUCCUAAGUACCAGGAUGUCAUUGUUGCCAUUGCUGGAGAGAAUUUAGUACUUGAUGCUGAUAUUCAUGGAAAACCUGUUCCUGAUGUUCAAUGGCUAAAAGAAGGAAAGGAAAUGGGUAGAACACUACGCAUUGAAACAAAAACAACACAGAAAUGUGCCACUAUUACUGUCAAAGACUGCACACGAUUGGACUCUGGCCAUUAUGACCUAGUAUUAAGAAAUAGUGGUGGCACAAAAACAAUUCCCAUUACUGUGCGGGUUCUGGAUAGGCCCGGCCCUCCAACUGGACCACUAAAUGUAACUGGUAUAAUGUCUGAUACAUGUGAUCUGAUUUGGGCUGAGCCUUCUCAGGAUGGUGGAGCUAAUAUUUCUCACUACAUUCUUGAGAAGAGAGAAACCAGCAGGUUAUCAUGGACUUUGGUUGAUUCAAAUAUUCACACUACCUGCUACAAGGUGACAAAGCUCCUGGCAGGUGAUGAAUAUAUUUUUAGAGUUAAGGCUGUCAAUAAAUAUGGAAUUAGUGACCCCCUGGAGUCUGCAGCCAUUAUUGCCUGCAAUCCAUACAAGCCACCAAAUGCACCAUCAACACCAGAAGCAAGUGAAAUAACAAAAGAUUCUAUGAUUCUAUCAUGGAAUGCCCCAGACACUGAUGGUGGAACUGAAAUUAUUGGUUAUCACCUGGAGAAACGUGACAAAGAUGGUGUAAGAUGGACCAAGUGCAACAGACAGAAGCUUUCAGACUUGUACUUUAAAGUAACUGGUCUUUCGGAGGGGCAUUUCUAUGAAUUCCGUGUGGCUGCAGAGAAUGCUGCUGGUGUGGGAGAGCCAAGUGACUUAUCUCUGUUCUAUAGAGCAAUAAAUGCAACAACUCCUCCUGGUCCACCACAUCAUCCUAAAGUAACAGAUCAUACAUCCUCAUCUGUGUCUCUUGCUUGGGGUAAGCCAGUUACAGAUGGUGGGGCAUAUAUCAAAGGUUAUAUUGUUGAGAUGAAAGAGGUCUCUGCAGAAGAAUGGACCAUGUGUACACCCCCAAGUGGUUUACUGGCAACAUGUAUAACAGUAGAAAACCUUAAAGAAAAUGCUGAGUAUAACUUCCGGGUGUGUGCCUUUAAUUCAGAAGGAGUUGGUGAACCUGCUGAUGUCCAUGGCUCUGUGAGUGCUACUGAAAGAACUGAGACACCAGAAAUUGAACUUGAUGCGAAUCUUAGAAAAGUUGUCUCUGUUCGUGCAGGAGGAACACUACGUCUAUUUAUUAAAAUCAGAGGUAGACCUGAACCAUCUGUCAAAUGGGAGAGAGAAGAGGGGGCUUUAACUGAGAGAGCACUGAUUGAAACUACUAGUUCAUACACAAUGCUUGUAAUUGACAAUGUCAAUAGAUUUGACAGUGGGAAAUAUGUUUUAUCUCUUAAUAAUAAAAGUGGCACAAAGUCAGCAUUUGUAAAUGUCAGGGUGCUUGAUUCGCCAAGUGCGCCACAGAAUUUUGAGGUCAAAGAAGUUAAGAAAGAUUCAGUCACUCUCUACUGGGAACCUCCUCUUACUGAUGGUGGAGCCAAAAUAACCAAUUACAUUGUGGAAAAGCGUGAAUCUACAAGGAAAGCUUACACAACUGUCACAAGCAACUGCACUCAAAAUUUCUUCAAGAUAGAUGAUCUUCAAGAGGGAGGAAUAUUCUACUUCCGAGUGUGUGCGGUUAAUGGGUAUGGCUUUGGUCUGAUGACUGAAACAAAAAAUCCAGUCAAGAUUGCACAGGUCCCUAUGUCCCCAGGAAAGGUAACUCUUGUGGAUGUUACCAAGAACAGUGUGACUCUCACGUGGAUGAAACCUUCACAUGAUGGUGGUAGUAAAGUUAUUUGUUACAAUGUAGAGAUGCAGUCAAAGAGCACAGACAAAUGGGUUGCGUGCUGUACAGUAAAAGUUCCAGAGGCUACUGUGUCUAACCUUACACCUGGUGAAAUGUACUCGUUCAGGGUAAUUGCACUGAAUGAGAAAGGCAAGAGUGAACCCCAAGAACUUGGUGUGCCUGUUUGUGCUAAAGACAUAGAGAUAGAGCCUUCAAUUAAUCUGCUCUUUAACACUUACAGUGUUAAGGCUGGAGAUGACCUUAUUAUUGAAGUUCCUGUAAGAGGAAGACCUAAGCCAGUGGUUUCUUGGAAAAAGGAUGACCUACCUCUUAAGCAAACAACUUCUCUCUCAAUAACAAAUACCUUGGUAUCAAGCAAGAUCGUAAUCAAAAAAGCUUGUAUUGAGCAUGUUGGGAAAUAUGAAAUCACCCUAGCUAAUACAGCUGCCACCAUUUCCAAAGAUGUUAAUGUUGUGGUUCUUGACAAGCCAGGCCCACCAGCUGCAGUAAAGAUCGAUGCUGUGACUGCUGACUCCAUUACACUAUCAUGGUCUCCCCCUGAAUAUGAUGGGGGAUGCUCCAUUAAUAACUACAUAGUUGAGAAGAGGGAUACCAACACAACAGUCUGGCAGAUUGUUUCAUCAAACAUUGCCAGAAAUUCAGUCAAGGUAUCUCGACUGACUCAUGGUUCUGAAUACCAGUUCCGUAUAUAUGCAGUGAACCGCUAUGGAAAGAGUAAGUCAAUUGACUCUCCUGGAAUUACAGCAGAAUACUUAUUCAAGCAACCUGGGCCACCUGCUACUCCCCAUGUGGCUCAUGCUACCAAGUCUUUCAUGUUUGUGACAUGGAAUGAACCAGUUAAUGAUGGAGGUAGCACAGUUCUUGGUUAUCACUUGGAACGCAAAGAGCGAAGUAGUAUUCUAUGGACAAAGGUCAAUAGGAUUCUCAUCAAAGAUACUGAAUUUAAAGUGACUGGCCUUGAAGAGGGUAUGUUCUAUGAGUUCCGGGUAUAUGCUGAAAACAUUGCUGGCAUUGGAAAGGUCAGCAAAGUCAGUGAGUCUAUAGCUGCUAGAGAUCCAUGUGAUCCUCCUGGUCAACCAGUGGUUACCAGCAUUACUAGAUCUUCUGUCUCGCUCUCUUGGACAAAGCCUGAAUAUGAUGGAGGUGCCAAAGUUACAGGUUACACAAUUGAACGUAGAGAUAUUCCAGAUGGCCGCUGGAUGAGAUGCAACUUUACCAAUGUUCCUGAAACAUUCUUUGAUGUUACUGGUCUUACUCAAGAUCAGCAAUAUGAUUUCCGUGUGACUGCAAAGAAUUCAGCUGGACUGUUUAGUGAGCCAUCAGAUAACACAGGCCCUAUCACAGUUAAAGAUGAUGUAGAGCCACCACGAAUUAUGAUGGAUGUCAAAUUUAGAGAUGUUGUUGUUGUAAAAGCAGGAGAGGCCCUAAAGAUCAGUGCUGACAUUGCUGGACGCCCGCUACCAGUGGCAUCAUGGACAAAGGAUGGAAAAGAGAUUCAGCUCAAAACAAGAAUUCAAAUAUCUACAACAGAUACUAGCACUAUGGUAGUAGUAAAAGAUUGCAUAAGGAGUGACUCUGGAAAGUAUGCAUUAACAUUACAGAAUGUCGCUGGUACAGUAACAAUGCCCGUGCAAUGUGUGAUUCUUGACAAGCCUGGACCUGCAGCAGGACCUUUGUCAGUAACUGAGCUCACAGCACAGGACUGCACACUGUCAUGGGGACCACCACAAGAAACUGGUGGUGCAGAAAUUACACAUUAUGUUGUAGAGAAACGAGAGACUAGCAGUUUGGCAUGGACAAUUGUACAAGGAGAGGUGAAAACUAAAACAUGCAAGGUCACAAAGCUCCUUAAAGGCAAUGAAUACAUAUUCAGAGUUUUGGCUGUAAAUAAAUUUGGACUUGGUGAACCUCUUGAAAGUGAACUUGUCAAAGUCACUGAUCUAUUCACCUUUGCAGCACCACCGACAAGUGUUGAAAUAACAAAUAUAUCCAGUGAGGAGAUGACUGUAACUUGGGCUAAGCCUGCUUCUGAUGGAGGCAGUGAAAUAAUAGGCUAUGUGAUUGAACGACAUGAGAAAUCAAGCCUGCGAUGGAUCAGAGUCAACAGGGAGCUUGUGAAAGAAGAAAGAGCUGUAGUAUCAAAACUACGAAAAGGAAGUGAAUAUGAAUUUAGAGUAUUUGCAGAGAAUGCCGCAGGUUUAAGUCCUCCUAGUGAGGCAUCGGCUCCAGCUGUGGCAAAGGAUGCUUUACUUGUGCCAACCCCACCAUCCAAACCGAAGGUUCUUGAUUACACAAAGAGUUCAAUUACAAUUACCUGGAACAAGCCAUUGUCAGAUGGAGGAACACCAAUCCUUGGAUACAGAGUGGAAUACAAGAAAACAGAGGAUGAGGAAUGGUCUGUUUCCACUCAGAUGACAAAGAGCACAGAGUUCAGUGUAUCUGGUCUUACAGCUGAUCUGGAAUAUAUAUUUGCCAUUAAAUGUAUAAACAAAGUAGGCCUGAGUGAGCAAUCUCCAGUUUCAGAACCACAGGUAGCAACAGACAGAAAGGAGGAACCAGUAUUUGAUGUUGACAUUGAAAUGAGGAAAACACUGAUUGUUAAGCAUGGCAAUUCAUUCACAAUGACAGCACCAUUUAAAGGAGUACCAGUGCCUUCAGUCACCUGGAAUAAAGAAGAUGUUGACCUCAAAUCAAGAGGUACAAUUGAAACAACUGGAAAAUACACAUCACUAACUAUUGAAAAGGCAACAAGAAAUGACUCAGGACAAUACACUGUUACAUUGGACAAUGGUGUUGGAACUGCAACUUUGACAAUGGUUGUCAAAGUACUUGAUUCCCCAGGACCACCUGUUAAUGUAAAGAUUAAAGAUGUGACAAAAGGUUCUGCCACAGUUACCUGGGAGGUCCCAGAGAAUGAUGGGGGUGAUCCUGUGAAAGCCUAUCAUAUCGAAAAACGUGAAGCUAGCAAAAAGGCCUGGGUGUGUGUAACAAAUAACUGCCACGAUCUGGUCUAUAAUGUAGAGGGCUUGCAAGAGGGUGCAAUCUACUUCUUCAGAGUCAUUGGAGAGAAUGAAUUUGGUAUGGGUGUACCAACGGAAACAAAAGAUGCAACUAAAAUAACAGAAAUACCAAGCACACCUGCCAGACUUGGAGCAGCUGAAGUAACAAAAGACAGUGUUAAAUUAGUAUGGUCAAAACCAGAGUUUGAUGGUGGAAGCAGAAUUACAGGCUACCUCAUUGAAGCUCUUGAAAAGGGACAUAAAAAGUGGGUGAAGUGUGCUACUGUAAAAACCAAUACUCACAUAAUCAAAGGUUUGCGAGAAAAUGCAGAGUACUUCUUCAGAGUGCGUGCUGAAAAUCAUGCAGGACUCAGCGAUCCGAAGGAAAUGAUCAUUCCUGUGAUUGUAAAAGAUCAACUCAAUGCCCCUGAAUUUGAUAUGAAGAACUUCCCACACAACACUGUUUAUGUGAGGGCAGGAUCAAAUCUGAAGUUUGAGCUUCCUCUCACUGGCAAGCCCAUGCCAAAGGUGGCAAUGACAAGAAACAAUAUUCCAGUGAGGUGUGGAAAGAGAUUUAGCUUUGAUGUAACACCUGAAAGUCUUAAUAUCAGCCUCAAAGAAAGUAUUGCAAGUGAUGCUGGAAGAUAUGACAUUGUUGCCUCAAAUACCAGUGGAACAACCAAGAUGUUCAUUAAUAUGCUGGUGUUAGAUAGACCAGGUCCUCCAGUUGGUCCAGUUGAAAUCAGUGAUGUUGGAGAAACAUCACUGUGCCUAAAAUGGUUACCACCUGUAUAUGAUGGAGGUAGCCCAGUGACCAACUAUGUUGUGCUCAGACGUGAAACAAGCACACCAGCUUGGGUAGAGGUGUCAUCCACACUUGCAAGGAAUGCAAUUAAAGUCACUAAAUUAACAAAGGGAGAAGGAUACCAAUUCAGAAUAAAAGCAGAGAAUCGCCUUGGUAUUAGCGAUCACAUUGACUCUCAAUCUGUCACUGUGAAACUUCCCUACACAAUUCCUGGACCACCAUCAACACCAUGGGUGAGCUUUGUUUCAAGAGAAAGCCUUACAGUUUGCUGGAAUGAACCAGUAGUAGAUGGAGGAAAUACAGUAUUUGGAUACCAUGUCCAAAUGAAAGAAAGAAGCAGCAUUCUAUGGCAGAAAGUGAACAAGACAGCAACCCCUGCUAAUCAAAUUAGGGUGACAAAAAUAUGCCCGGGUACAAUUUAUGAAUUCAAGGUUGCUGCAGAAAAUGCGGCUGGUAUUGGUAAAUUCAGCAAGACAUCAGAAGAAGUACUUGCUAUUGAUGCUUGUGAACCUCCUGCAAAUGUGAGAAUCUCUGAGAUUACGAAGAACUCAGUUAGCCUUGUCUGGCAGAAGCCUCCCUUUGAUGGUGGAUGUAAGAUCACUGGCUACAUGGUUGAGAGAAGAGAUGCUCCAAAUGGCAGAUGGACAAAGGCUAACUUUACAAAUGUCAUUGAGACAAAAAUCACUUUGUCAGGCUUGACACAAGAUCAGUCAUAUGAAUUUAGGGUCUUUGCCAAAAAUGCAGCUGGGUCUGUGAGUAAUCCAUCUCUUAUUGCUGGACCAGCAACUUGUGUGGACAUUUCUGGUGCCCCAGUAAUCGAACUGACACCCGAGUACCUAGAUGUUGUGCAAUAUAAAGCCGGAGCUUCUGUUAAGAUAAAACUUGGAAUUAUGGCUAAGCCAUUGCCCAAAAUUGAAUGGCUCAAGGAUGGAAAGGAAUUAGUGUCAAGUUCACAGCUAUCAAUUGAGAGCACCACUGAUUCAUCUGGCAUUCUUAUCAAGGAUACAACUCGUCUUAACAGUGGGACAUAUGAAAUAAAGGCCAAGAAUGUGUUUGGCACAGCUUCUGCCUCCAUUAGAUUGUCAAUUCUAGACAAACCAAGCACUCCAGCAGGAAGUAUUCAAUUCAAAUCAGUGACCGCUGACAAAAUAGUAAUAGCUUGGGAGCCAGUAUCAGAUGACGGAGGUUCGAGUGUCACCCAUUAUAUUGUGGAAAAACGAGAGACGGGUAGAGGUGUAUGGGCUACUGUUUCUGACUGUAUGGAGGAACGCACAGUUUCUGUCCAGAAGUUGGUCAGAGGAGGUGAAUAUGUCUUCCGUGUCAGAGGAGUCAACAAAUAUGGAGCUGGAGAUCCUCUUGAAUCUGAACCAAUAAUUGCCAAGAAUGCAUUUGUCACUCCUGGACAACCUACAACACCAGAGGCAACAGAAAUCACUAGAACAUCCAUGAAAAUUAUAUGGAAUAAACCAGGAGUGGAUGGUGGUAGUAUGGUUACAGGCUUCUAUUUACAGAGACGUGACAAGAAGAAUCUGCGCUGGAUUAAAAUCGGCAAAGACCCAAUUUCUGAAACCACAGCAAAAGUCUAUCACUUAACUGAAGGAAAUGAAUAUCAGUAUCGUGUGUGUGCAAUCAACAAAGCUGGAGAAGGUCCAUUCUCAGAUGCUUCUGACUUUUAUAAAGCAGCUGACCCCGUUGAUACACCUUCUGAGCCUACUAAACUCAAAGUUGUUGAUUCGACUAAAACUUCAAUUACUCUUGGAUGGUCCAGCCCAGAGUAUGAUGGAGGCAGUGAAAUUACUAGCUACAUUGUGGAAAAAAGGGUUGGUGAGGAAGGAGAAUGGGUAGUUAUAAGUAAAAAAGGUGAAGUCAGAACAGUUGAGUAUGUUGCUUCAGAUCUUGUACCAGAAGUUGACUACUACUUCCGUGUAUCUGCUAUGAAUUGUGCUGGUCGUGGAGACCCAAUAGAGAUGGAGGAACCAGUCCAGGCUAAAGAUAUUCUUGAGGAAGCUGAUGUUGACAAAGAUGUUGCAAUGAGAACUCAUUACAUUGUCAAAGCUGGCAAAGAUGUUGAGAUCAUGGUUCCGCUAAAAGGCAGACCUGCUCCAAUUGUUUCCUGGAAGAAAGAAGACCAGAACAUUGAUAAUGACCCUAAAUAUGAUAUACAUAACACAGAUACUUCAUCGUGCCUUGUACUGUCACAUGUAACCCGUAAUGAUAGUGGCAAAUACACUAUUGAGAUAACAAAUGGAGUAGGACAACCAAAAUCUUUGACAUUAUCUGUGAAAGUACAGGACAGUCCUUCUGCCUGUAGAAAUUUGGUUCUAAAAGAUGUCACUCGCGGCAAAGUGAUCUUAUGCUGGGACUCUCCACUCCUUGAUGGUGGUUCAGAAAUUACUAACUAUGUAGUUGAGAAAAGAGACUCUUCAAAGCGCACAUAUGCUGCUGUAACGAACAAAUGCAUGGAAACAACAUAUGAAAUUGACGAACUCUCUGAGAAGAUAUCAUACUUUUUCCGUGUGUCAGCAGAAAAUGAGAAUGGAGUUGGUGAACCAUGUGAGACAGCAGAGCCAGUUAAGGCUACUGAGAAACCUGGACCUGUCAAAGAUCUUGCUAUGAAAGACUCUACAAAAACGUCUGUGACACUACAGUGGAACAAACCAGAUUAUGAUGGUGGUAGCAUUAUUACUGAUUACAUAAUUGAGAAAAAACUCCAAGAUCAAGAAGAAUGGGCUCCUGCUGGAACAAACAAGCAUUGUGAACAUGUGGUUACAACACUUAAGGAACUCACAAACAUAUUUUUUAGAGUCUGCUCAAGGAAUGAGAAGGGCAACAGUGACUUUACUGAGAUCGGGCCAAUUAAAGUAAAGGACUAUAUCAUUCCACCAGAGGCAAGCCUAGAGGAGUAUUCCGACGGACAGGUCAGUGUUCGCAUGGGUCACAAUGUACAUAUUGAGCUUCCAUACAAAGGAAAACCAAGACCAUCAGUUACUUGGCUAAAGGACAAUUUGCCACUGAAAGAGAGUGAAAAAGUUCGCUUCAAGAAGACAGAGAACAAGGCAACCCUUAUGAUAAAGAAUGUGGAAAAAGAGAAUGGUGGUAAAUAUACCCUUACACUUGACAACACCAUCUGCAGGAAGUCAUUCCAUAUACAGGUCAUUACUCUUGGGGCACCAUCCAGACCCAUUGGUCCAGUUCGUUUGGAUGAAGUUAGAGCAGAAAGUAUAAGGAUAUCCUGGGACAAACCAAAUGAUGAUGGUGGUGGAGAAAUCACCUGCUAUAGUGUUGAGAAACGUGACACCUCUCAGGCUGAUUGGAAGAUGGCUUGUUCAAGUGUUAUAGGAACUACAUUCUGUGUAGCAAAUUUAAUCAAAGGAACUCAGUAUCAAUUCAGAGUAUGUGCAGAAAACAGGUAUGGUGUGAGUGAGCCUCUGAUUUCACAAAAUGUCAUCGCCAAGCAUGAGUUUAGACCUCCAGGAGCACCUGGCAUGCCAUUUGUCUAUAAUGUCACUAAUGAUGGCAUGACUAUUCAGUGGGAAGCACCUAUAUUUGAUGGUGGCUGCCCCGUACUUGGUUACCACAUUGAAAAGAAAGAAACAAACAGCAUCAUGUGGCAAAAGGUCAACCUUGUCUUGGUGACUGCAAAGGAAUAUAGAAUUACUGGUCUUAUUGAAGGUCUGCAAUACCAGUUCAGGGUUUAUGCUCAAAAUGAUGCUGGAUACAGUCGUAUGAGUGAUGAGAGCAAACCAACUAUGGCUGUUUCUCCUGUUGAUCCUCCUGGAACCCCUGACUAUGUUGAUCUAACAAGUGAAUCUGUGAAACUGAAAUGGGAUGCACCUAAAAGAGAUGGUGGAAGCAAAAUUGUCUCCUACAAUAUUGAGAAACGUCAGGGCCAGGGUCGCUGGUUGAAGACAAACUUCACAGAUGUAACUGAAACAGAGUUUCUAGUGACUGGUCUAACUUGUGGUGAACGAUAUGAAUUUAGAAUUGUAGCAAGGAAUGCCAUUGGCACCAUGAGCCCACCUUCUCAGUCUUCUGGCUAUGUUCUCAUCAGAGAUGAAAGUUCCGCACCAAACAUUGAAUUUGGACAGGAGUACUUUGAAGGGGUUUCCAUCAAAGCAGGAGAAAACAUCAAACUUAAAGUCACAAUUACAGGAAGACCAACACCCAAGAUCAAAUGGUUCAGGGAUGAUGUUGAACUAACUAAGAAGAUGGUAGAUAUCACAACAACUGCAGGCAUAAGCACCCUCUUUAUUAGAGAUGCUGAUCGCUCUCACCGUGGGGUCUAUGCAGUAGAAGCCAAGAACCACUCUGGAACCAAGAAAGAGCAAAUUAAAGUUGAAGUCUUUGAUACACCUGGAGAACCUGUUGGACCCAUUGUCUUCACAAAUAUCUCAGAGGGAAAAGUCACAUUUUCAUGGAAUCCACCAGAAAAUGAUGGCUGCUCUGAAGUUACUCAUUAUAUUAUUGAGAAGCGAGAGACUUCCAAAAUUUCCUGGACACUAGUUACAGAUCACUGUGAGGAGUGUACCUACAAUGCUACCAAACUAAUCAAGACCAAUGAAUACCAGUUCCGUGUGUCUGCUGUUAACAUAUUUGGGUCCAGUAGACCACUGGACUCUGCUCCUGUCAUCGCCCAAAUGCAAUAUACCGUUCCAGACUCUCCUGGUACUCCUGAUGCCACCAGUGUUGAUGGAGAGAGUAUUACAAUCAGCUGGACUGCACCAACAAAUGAUGGAGGAAAUGCAAUCAAAUAUUACAUUGUUGAAAGACGCGAGAAGAAAACUGGCCGUUGGGUGAAGGUCUUGACUAGGAAACCAAUUACUGAGGUUGCCCAUAGAGUAGCUCAUCUCACUGAGAAUGUGGAAUAUGAAUUCCGUGUUUACGCUGUCAAUGAUGCUGGAGUUGGAGCACCAAGUAAUAUUUCCUUGCCAAUUAAAUGCGCAGAGCCAACUGAAGUACCGGAUGGUCCUUCAAUUGUAAAUGUUACUGAUACCACCAACACAACUGUUAGUCUGGAAUGGACCAGACCUGGCUAUGAUGGUGGCAUGGAAGUCCAGGGAUACAUCAUUGAGGUUUGCAAGGAAACUGAAAAAGAAUGGCAUAGAAUAAAUGAAGAUCUUUGUACUCUCACAAAGUACUCUGCCACUGGUUUGGAAACAGGUGCAAAGUACAAGUUCCGCAUUAGUGCAAUUAAUGCAGUUGGAAAGGGUGAACCUAAAGAGAUCCUUGAACCAGUACAAGCAGUAGAUAGACUGUAUGCACCAGAGAUUGAUAUUGAUGCAAGCUUCCAACAGACACACAUUGUGAAGCGGGGUGGAAGUGUAUGUCUCCGUGUAGCUUUUAAAGGAAAGCCAGCACCUACAGCCUCAUGGAUAAAAGUGGGAGGAGAAUUUGGGGUAAAUGCUGAUGUAGCUUCCACAGAGACCUUCACUCAUUUAACACUGGGAAAGUGUACACGAAAUGACAAUGGAAAAUACACUCUCACUCUUGAGAACAGCAGUGGUAGCAAAUCCAUCACUUUUACAGUUAAAGUGCUGGACACACCUGGAGCACCAGGUCCUCUCAUGUUCAAGGAUGUUACAAGAGGUGCCCUUACACUUAUGUGGGAGCCCCCAGUCAAUGAUGGUGGUGCACGUGUUCAUCACUAUGCUGUGGAGAAACGUGAGGCUAGCCGGCGUACAUGGACAGAAGCAGCACCAAAGUGCACACAAACAAAUUUAAGAAUUUCUGAGCUCCUAGAAGGGGUGCCCUACUUCUUUAAGGUAAUGGCAGAAAAUCAGUAUGGCAUUGGUGAGGCUUAUGAAAUGCCUGAUCCAAUUAUUGCCACUGCUGAACCAGCUACACCCAAGAGACUGGACAUUAUUGAUACCACUGAUACAACAGUUACUCUUGCCUGGAUGAAGCCUGAACAUGAUGGUGGCAGCCGUAUCACAGCUUAUUGUGUGGAGGUUAAAACAAAGGGAACAGAUAAAUGGGUUGUUGGAGGUUCAACCAAAAACCUAAGUCUUGUUAUUGAGAGCUUAACUACAGGUACAGAGUAUGAAUUCAGAGUCAAAGCUAGGAAUGAUGCAGGUUACAGUGUUCCUAGAGAGGCUCUCACUUCUGUUGUUGUUAAAGAGCCCCGUAUUGAGCCAACUGCUGAUCUCAGUGGGAUUAGCAACCAGCUUAUCACCUGCAAGUCUGGCAGUUCAUUUGAAAUUGAUGUUCCAUUUAGUGGCAGACCAGCACCAAAUGUUAUCUGGAAGCUUGAGGAAAUGAGACUAAAGGAAACAGAUAGAGUCUCAAUCAAGACAAGCAAAAAUAGGACCAUUUUGACAGUUAAAGAAAGUAUGCGUGGUGAUGGAGGAAGGUACUUCCUUACCCUUGAGAAUGUGGCUGGAACUAAGACUUUCACUGUCAUUGUCAAUGUUAUUGGCAGACCCAGUCCUCCAGAGGGGUCUAUUGAGAUUUCUGCAAUUACUGCUGAGUCUUGUGAAUUGUCAUGGAAUGGUCCUGAGGAUGAUGGUGGAGCUGAAAUAACAAACUACAUUGUUGAGAAGCGUGAGUCUGGCUCAACAGCCUGGCAGCUUAUCAACUCUAGUGUGAAACGAAGAUCAUUCCAUGUUUCACAUCUAACAAAGUACAUGCAGUACACAUUCCGUGUCUCUGCAGAAAAUAGAUUUGGUGUGAGCAAACCAACUGAGUCUGAAACCAUUGUUGCAGAGCAUCCAUUUGUUCCAUCAGGACCUCCAACUAGACCAGAAGUGUUUACUGUUACUGCUAACAGCAUGAGCAUUCGUUGGGAGGAGCCAUACCAUGAUGGUGGUAGUAAGGUCACUGGGUACUGGAUUGAGAAAAAGGAACGUAACACUAUUCUCUGGGUCAGAGAAAACACCAUUCCCUGUUUUGAGUGUUACUACAAGGUAGAUGGCCUCAUUGAAGGUCUUGAGUACCAAUUCAGAGUGUAUGCUAUGAAUAGUGCUGGGCUCAGCAAAGCAAGUGAAGCCUCAAAGAGAGCUGUAGCUCAAAAUCCAGUUGAUCCCCCAGGCAAGCCAGAAGUAACUGGUGUGUCAAGAUCAUCAGUGUCUAUUAAAUGGUCUGUGCCUCUGAAUGAUGGUGGAAGCCCAAUUGUUGGUUACAUCGUUGAGCGUAAGCCAUAUACUGUCUCUGGAGAGGGUAGAUGGCUAAAGUGUAAUUACACUAAUGUUACUGACACAAACUUCACCAUUACUGCACUGGGAGAAGGAGAAGUAUAUGAGUUCCGUGUGAUUGCAAAGAAUGCUAACGGCGUGCUCAGUAUGGCAUCAGUUUCAACAGGAGCAGUGACAUGCAAGGCUGAAUACACACCUCCAAAAGCAGAAUUGGAUAGCAAGCUUCUUGUGGACACAGUUACUGUCAGAGCGGGGUCAGACCUUGUUCUUGAUGCUGCUGUUGGUGGAAAACCUGAUCCAAAAGUGUGCUGGGCCAAGGGACAGAAGGAGCUAGACUUUUGUGAGAAAUAUACUUUACAGUAUACUAGCUCCCGUGCUCUGGCGAUUAUCAAGUUCUGUGACAGAGAUGAUACUGGAAAGUAUGUUCUGACAGUGAAGAAUGCCAGUGGAACCAAAACAGCUGAAGUCAAUGUGAAGGUGCUUGACACACCGGGCCCAUGCCAGGAGAUAAAAGUAAGCAAUGUAACUGAAGAGAAAUGCACAUUGUCAUGGAAAGAGCCACUAGAGGAUGGUGGUGACCCCAUUACACAUUUUAUUGUGGAGAGGAGGGACACUAACAGACUCAACUGGGUCAUCUUUGAUGCUGAAUGCAAGGGCCUUGUAUGUAACAUAACUAGACUUUUCAAGAAUAAUCAAUAUAUUUUCCGUGUCAGAGGUGUAAACAAAUAUGGAGCUGGUGUGCCACUGGUAUCAUCACCCAUCUUUGCAAGAAACUCCUUUACUGUUCCAUCACCUCCGGGAGCAUCAGAAAUUAUUGCAGUUGGUAAAGACUUUGCAACAAUUGAGUGGCUAAAACCUGAAAAUAAUGGUGGUAGUGAAAUCAUAAACUACCUGAUUGAAAAGAAAGAGAGAAAAAGCAUUAGAUGGAUCAAGGUUAAUAAAGACACUAUACUCAAGGACACAACCUUCAAAGUUACCGGCCUACAGGAGGGCAGCAUUUAUCAGUUCCGUGUUACUGCCAUUAAUGCUGCUGGAGAAAGUGAGCCUAGUGAAGUGUCCAUGUACGCAGUGUGCCGAGUACCAUCAGACAAACCAGAUGCUCCGUCAAUUCCACGCGUAACAGAUACUCACAAGGACAGCAUUAGUCUUGCCUGGACAAGACCCAUAGAAGAUGGAGGUGCCGAUGUUAUUGGUUACAUUCUUGAAAUGCAGGAAUCAGGCAAAGAUGAAUGGAUCAAGUCCCACGAAAAGACUCUUAGAGUCACAGAACAUACUGUGAUAGGUUUGAAAACUGACAAAAAGUACUGCUUCCGAGUUGCUGCAGUCAAUGUGAAUGGAGCAGGUGACUAUAGUGACCCAUGUACUGAAGUAGAGCCAGUUGAAAGAAUUGAAUUACCUGAUCUCGAGCUUCCUGAUGACUUAAAGAAGACAAUAUGCCUCAGAGCUGGAAGCUCACUGCGUCUUCAUGUAACUGUUAUGGGAAGACCAGUUCCAGCUAUCACCUGGAGCAAGCCUGGUGUGGAUCUCCAAAACCGGGGAUUCAUUGAAGUGACAGAUGCUGCAACAACUCUUAUCAUUGACAAGGUGCACCGCUAUGAUGCCGGAAAAUACACCCUUGAAGCCUCUAAUUCAGCUGGCAAGAAGGAUGCUAGCAUUCUUGUCAAGAUCUAUGAUACUCCUGGUCCACCAGGCCCCAUCAAAAUAAAGGAGCUCACAACAGAGUCUGCUCACAUUACAUGGGAUGCCCCUGAGGUUGACGGUGGAGCACCUGUUAACAAUUAUAUCAUUGAGAGAAGAGAGACAUCAAUGAGAGCCUACAAAACAGUUACUUCUAAAUGCAGCAAAACAUCAUAUAAAAUUACAGGACUGUUAGAGGGAAUACACUACUACUUCAGAGUACUGCCUGAAAACAUCUAUGGCAUAGGUGAACCUGUUGAGACACAAGAUGCUGUUUUAGUGUGUGAAGUGCCACUGCCUCCAGCUAAACUUGACAUUGUAGAUAUCACAAAGUCAUCUAUUACUCUUGGGUGGGAGAAACCUAAACAUGAUGGAGGAAGCAGAAUCAUUGGCUACAUUGUUGAAGCUUGCAAGGCUGGUACAGAGAAAUGGAUGAAGGUUGCUUCUUUAAAAUUAACAGACUUUGAAUACACCAUUGAAAAACUGAAUGAAAAUGAGCAGUACCUAUUCAGGGUGCGUGCACUUAACAGCAGAGGUAGUAGUGAACCCAAAGAAAUUGUUACUCCUGUAACAGUACAAGAACAAAGAGUUAUGCCAAAGGUUGAUCUAUCAAGUAUUCCACAAAAGAUGAUCAGUGUUUUGGCAGGCAAACCCCUUGAACUUAAUUUGCCAAUCAUUGGAAGGCCACCUCCAGUUUCCUCCUGGUACUUUAAUGAUGAUAGGCUGAAGAUACAGGAACGUGUGAAGAUUCAGUCUACUGGGAAAUUCUCUAGGUUAACUGUUCUGAACACCACAAUUGAUGAUACUGGAAAAUACACCCUUGAACUAAAGAAUAUUGUCGGAAUUACUAAAGAGAAGUUUAAAGUAAUCAUUCUUGACAAACCUGAUCAGCCUAAUGGACCUAUUCGUUUUGAUGAGAUUGAUGCAACUUCUGUUACAAUAAGCUGGGACCCACCAGAAAGAGAUGGAGGUGCUCCUGUAUCUAAUUAUAUAGUUGAACAACGUGAUGCUCAUCGUCCAGGAUGGAUACCAGUUUCUGAAUCAGUCAGCAGGCCAACCUUUAAAUUUGACAGGCUAACAGAGGGAGAUGAGUACGUCUUCCGUGUCUCAGCCGUCAAUCGCUAUGGUGCUGGAGACUUCUUGCAGUCUGAAAUUGUGGAAUGCAGGAGUCUUAAAUCCAUUCCUGGACCACCUGGCCGCCCAAUAGUUUUUGAUGUGUCUCGGGAUGGGAUGACCAUUGCUUGGGAACCACCAGAUGAGGAUGGUGGCUUGGAGAUAUCUGGCUACAUCAUUGAGCGUAAGGAGGUCAGAGCUGACAGAUGGGUUCGGGCUAAUAAAAACCCUGUGACAAUGACAAGAUACAGGUCCACUGGUCUUAUCGAUGGCCUGGAAUAUGAGCACAGAGUCACUGCCAUCAAUGCUAGAGGUGUUGGCAAACCCAGUCUUCUCUCGAAACCAGCUGUGGCAACUGAUCCAGUUGAUCCACCUGGCUCACCUCAGAACCCGAGAUUAAUAGAGACUACUAAGACAUCUGUGUCUUUGGCUUGGAAUCCACCUGAUGAAGAGGGUGGCUCUAAAAUUACUGGUUACCUAAUAGAGAUGCAGAAGGUUGGUUCUGUAGCUUGGAUGAAGUGCAAUUCUACACCUACAAUGAUUUGUGAAUACACCCUGACAAAAAUGCCUCAAAACGAGGAGUUCAGAUUCAGAGUCUUGGCUUGUAAUGCUGGUGGACCAGGCGAACCUGCUGAAGUGCCAAGAACAGUCACUGUGACAGAGAUGCUUGAACCUCCGAGUCAUGAUCUUGAAGCUAAGUACAAAGAUAUAUUUGUUGUCCGACAUGGAGCAGUCAUCAAACUUUCGGUUCCUAUAAAAGGCAAGCCAACACCUGUUUGCAAAUGGACAAAGGAUGGCUCAGAUGUCUCUAACCGAGCAAUGAUUGUCUCUAAUGAGGAUGUUUCUGAGCUUGUUAUCAAGGAUGCUGUACGGUCUGACUCUGGUGUUUACAUUCUUCAUCUUGAAAACAAGUGUGGCAAAAAGAUAGUGCAAAUCAAGGUCAAGGUAAUUGGUCGUCCAGCAGCUCCUGAGGGUCCUCUUGGAUUUGGGGAUAUCCAAGCACAUUCUGUAAGAGUGAGCUGGAAGCCACCAAAAGAUGACGGUGGCACAGAAAUCCUUGGAUAUAUCGUUGAGCGGCGUGAGGUAACAAAGGCAGCCUGGUAUACUGUGGAUUCCAGAGUGGUUGACACAUCUUUGGUAGUUAAAGGACUACAGGAAAAUGUUGAAUACCACUUUAAGGUGACAGCAGAGAAUAAGUAUGGCAUCAGUGGCUCCCUUAAAUCUGAACAACCGGUUGUACCAAAGACUCCAAUAUGUGUGCCAGAGGCUUCAAGUACACCACCAGAGAUCAUGGAUGUUACUAAGUCCUCUGCUGAUCUCGCUUGGAUUAAACCUAAAGACGAUGGUGGAUCACAAAUCACUGGAUACUUUAUAGAGUAUAAAGAGGUGUCAUCUGACAAGUGGGUUCGCCACGAGACAAGGGUUAUUUCCACCAUGUACACUAUUAGUGGACUCACCGCUGAUGCAGAAUAUCAGUUCCGUGUGAUUGCUGUAAAUGAAAUUGGAGAGAGUGAACCUGGACCUGCAUCAGAUUCAGUCAUAUGCAAAGACCCAUUUGAUAAACCAAGUCAACCAGGGGAGAUAGACACUUCGUCUGUAACUAAAGAUUACAUAACUAUUUGCUGGGAAGCUCCUCAAUGUGAUGGUGGAAAGCCAGUUCUUGGCUACUGGGUUGAGUGCAGAAAAUCAGGGGAGAGCACUUGGAAGAAGUGUAACAGGGACUUAUUAAAAGAAAAACAAUUUACUCAGAGUGGUUUGCAAGAGGCCACUGAAUAUGAAUUUAGAGUAUUUGCUGAAAAUGAAACUGGACUCAGCAGGCCUCGUAGGACUGCAGCAGGGAUUAAAACCAAACUAGGCGCUGGAACUAAACCAGCCCUCAGAAAAGAGAUGGAUGAAGUUACUGCCAAGCUUGGAGAGACUGCCACUCUAAAAUGUCAAAUCAUUGGAAGGCCUGUCCCAGAAAUUAAAUGGUACAAAGGUGGAAAAGAAAUCAAAGAGGGCCGUAAAUAUGCUGCAACCUCUGAUGGCCGUUGCCAUACUUUAACCAUCUCAACAGACCAGCAAGAAGAUGAAGGCUUGUAUACAUGCAAGGCUGUGAAUGAAGCUGGAGAAUGUGAGACCAGUGGAACCUUGGUUCUAGAAGCAGCACCUCAAUUCCCUGUCCCAUUAAAAGAGAAAAUCUUUGCAGGAUGUGGUACAACUGUACGUAUUCAUGCUGUGUAUAUAGGUCGUCCUGUUCCAAAAAUUAUGUGGCUUCAUGGAGCCAAACCUGUGGAGCAAUCGGAAAAUGUCAUCAUUGAGAACACAGAGCAUUACACUCAUUUGAUUUUAAAGAAUGUCCAACGCAGGGUGAAUGGGGGAAAGUAUAGAAUCAGGAUCAACAACCACUUUGGCUCUGCAGAUACUGUAACACAACUUGAAAUCCUAGACAAACCUUACAUGCCAGAAGGACCUAUUGUUCUUGAAGCUUUAUUGAAGAAUUCUGUGAUAAUAAGUUGGAAGGCAUCAAAAGAUGAUGGUGGAUCAAUGAUAACAAACUACAUUGUGGAGAAGCGUGAAGACAGAGAGGGUGCUGAGUGGCAACUUGUCUCAUCAUCUAUUUCAGGCACUUCAUGCCGCAUUUCCCAUCUUGUGGAAAAUGAAGGCUACUUCUUCCGCAUUUCAGCACAAAACCGUUAUGGCAUCAGUGAACCAUUGGAGACACCAUCUGCUAUUCUCAUCAAGAGUCAAUUAGAUAAGCCAGGUGCACCAUUAAAACCAGUUAUAUCUGGAGUGACCAAGACCUCUUGUGUUGUUUCUUGGAAACCACCUCUUAGUGAUGGUGGCUCUAAGAUCAAAAGUUAUAGUCUUGAAAAGAAGAACAAAAAGGAAGGUGAAUGGGUUGCCGUAACCACUGAUGAGAUUCACCAGACAGUUUAUUCUGUAAAAGGGCUUAAAGAAGGUCUGGAGUAUAUUUUCCGUGUGAAAUGUGAAAAUCUUGGUGGAGAGAGUGAAUACAGUGAAGAGUCAGACCUUGUCAUUCCAAGAACCGAUAUUGACAUAUGUGCUCCUGCCUUUAAAGAAGACCUUAGAAAUAUGAGUGUGAAAUACAAUAGCAAUGCAAUAUUUGUUUGCAAGAUAUCAGGACAACCCAAACCUGUGAUCAAAUGGUUCAAGCGUGGCAAAGAAAUUCUGGCAGAUGGAAUAAAAAUCAAGAUCCAGGAAUUUAAGGGAGGUUAUCAUCAACUUGUCAUUGCUAAUGCUGAUGAGGAUGAUUCAACAGUUUAUCAGAUCAGAGCAACAAACCAGGGAGGCUCAAUUUCUGCAACUGUUUCUCUUGAUGUUGAAAUACCAGCAACGAUUCAUUUACCUAAGAACCUACAAGACAAGGAGGCCAUCUGUGCUCUACGUGGUGAAAUGGUGAACAUCAAGAUUCCAUUCAGUGGAAAACCAGAUCCAGUUAUCACAUGGCAGAAGGGACAAGAUCUUCUUGAUAACAAUGGGCACUAUCAAGUCAUCGUCACAAGAUCAUUCACAGCUCUUGUGUUCCCAAAUGGAGUGGAUCUGAAGGAUGCUGGUUUCUAUAUUGUCUGUGCAAAGAACAGAUUUGGGAUUGACCAACAAACAGUCGAACUUGAUGUUGCAGAUGUCCCUGAUCCACCUCGUAGCAUCAAAGCCAGCGAUGUGUCUAGGGAUUCUGUUACACUUAAUUGGGUGGCACCUGCCAGUGAUGGAGGAAGUAGAGUUAGAAACUAUAUUAUUGAGAAGUGUGCCACUACAGCAGAGAGAUGGAUCCGUGUUGCCCAGUCACGUGACACUCAUUACACUGUAACCAACCUGUUUGGAAAAACAAGCUACCAAUUCCGUAUAAUAGCAGAGAACAAAUUUGGCCAGAGUGCGCCAUCUGAACCAAGUGGACCAGUUGUUACAAAGGAAGAUAAAUCAAGAGUUCUUAACUAUGAUGAGGAGGUUGAUGACAGCAGACCUGUCUUUAAGGGUAAAGCUCCUCAUUCAGAGGUUAAGAAUCUACACAACAAAUAUAUGAUUGCUGAAGAGCUUGGCCGUGGACAGUUUGGCAUUGUUCAUCGUUGUGUUGAGAUUAGUUCUGAGAAGACAUUCUUUGCCAAAUUUGUUAAAGUCAAAGGUGCAGAUCAAGCAAUAAUAAAGAAAGAAAUUGCCACACUAAAUGUGGCACGUCAUAAGAACUUCCUGCAGCUGCAUGAAUCAUUUGACAGUCCUGAAGAACUAGUUAUGAUACAUGAGUUUAUAUCUGGUGUUGACAUAUUCGAGCGUAUUGGCACAGCAAACUUUGAGCUCAAUGAACAUGUAAUUGUUAGUUACAUCAGACAAGUAUGUGAAGCACUUGAGUUUCUACACAGCAAGAGUUAUGGCCAUUUUGAUAUAAGGCCUGAGAAUAUUGUAUACACUACAAGAAGGGGAACUGCUAUCAAGAUCAUUGAAUUGGGACAAGUUAGACACCUCACACCUGGAGAACAAAUUAAGAUUCAGUACACAACAGCUGAAUAUUCGGCACCUGAAAUUCAUCAAAAUGAGCUUGUCAGCUCUGUCACAGAUAUGUGGUCUGUUGGUGUCCUUGUAUAUGUUCUCCUGAGUGGCCUCAAUCCUUUUAUUGCUGAAACAAAUCAACAAAUGAUUGACAACAUCUCCAAUGCUGAGUACAGUUUUGAUGAUGAAUCCUUUAAACAGGCAAGUGUUGAGGCAUUAGACUUUAUAGAUCGCCUUCUUACCAAAGACCGUAAACAUCGUAUGACAGCUGCUGAAGCUUUGAAUCAUCCUUGGCUGACAAUGAACUCAGAGGAACUAAGCAUUAGGUCAAUCAAGGUCACAAGACACAAGAGAUACUACCAAGCUAUGGUGAGAAAAGAAUGGAAUACUGUUGUCUCAUCUGCUCGUAUUGCUAGUGGUGGUGCUAUCAGAAGUCAGAGGGGUGUAACGGUAGCCAAAGCAAAGAUUGCAGCAUUUGAACAUGGUCCAGGUGCUGGGCAAAUUAAACACAGUGUUGCUGAUGAAGGAGAUGAUGUAAAAUUUAUUUGCAACAUUGACAACUAUGAUAACAGUACUGAAGUUACAUGGUACUGUGGAGUUCGGCAACUAGAGGAAAGUGCCAAAUGUGAAAUUACCUAUGAAGAGGGUCUUGCUACAAUCACUAUCAAGAGCAUCAAUAGAUCUGAUGAUGGAACAUACCGAUGCAAAGUGGUCAAUGAAUAUGGUGAAGACAGUGCAUAUGCAGAGCUCUUUGUUAAAGGUGUCAGAGACUAUCGUAGCUUCUACACAGCACGUGUGGUGCGGAAAGUCAAACGCAGAAUUGACACAGCCCGUCUUCUCCAAAGACCUCCAGAGUUCACCCUUCCACUGUGUAAUCGCACUGCUUACUUUGGUGAAACUGUUCGAUUUGGUGUUACCAUUACAGUACACCCUGAGCCACGUGUUUUGUGGCUGAAAUCCGGGCAGAAGAUUUCCCCAGGAGAUGAUGACAAGAAAUAUACUUUUAUAAGUGACAAAGGUCUGUAUCAGUUAGUUAUUCACAACCUUGACUCUGAUGAUGAUACAGAAUACACUGUAGUGGCACGCAACAGGUAUGGUGAUGACAGCUGUAAGGCUCGUCUCACAGUGAUUCCUCGCCCUGCACCUGCUGACAGUACAAUAAGACCCAUGUUCAAGCGCCUACUGGCAAACAUGGAAUGCAAAGAGGGCCAGAGUGUACGCUUUGAGAUCAGAGUAUCAGGAUCACCAUCACUAAAAUGGGAGAAGGAUGGUACACCUUUGGCAUUUGGUCCCCAGAUUGAAGUUGUUCAUGAGGGUUUGGACUACUUUGUCUUACACAUUAGAGACACUCUUCCAGAAGAUUCUGGUAUAUACAGAGUAACUGCCACUAAUUCUGCUGGUUCUGCUAGUUGCCAAGCCACACUUAGGGUUGAACGUGUGAUGCAUGUCAAGAAGGACUUUGAGUAUGUUGGGGAUAAGAAAAAGAAGCAAGCUCUAGACCAACAACAGAUUGACAAGAAAGUCAGAUUAACACAGAUACUGGCUGGUACAGAUGAAAUAGCACUUAUUCCUGUAGCAAAACAGGCAUUAAAAGAGGCUGCAGCUAUGUUCAAACCAGCUGUAACCACUAAAAAGGUAAAGACUGAAGCUGAGGAGGCAAAGGAAAAAGAAGAAAGAAGGAAAAGGGCAGAGGAAAAGAGAUUGAGAAUGCCAUAUGAUGUCCCUGCACCUCGUAUUUAUGGUCCUACUACUCUUCAGGAAGACAUGGAGAUCAAGCACUUUAAACCAUUAUCUGACAUGAAGUGGUACAAGAAAUUACGAGAUCAAUAUGAGUUCCCUGAACCAAUGGAAAAAAUUCCUGAGAAAAGACUUAAGCGUAUUCGGCUGUCAAGGUGGGAACAAUUUUAUGAAGUGCCAUUUCCAAGGGUUAAAGAUCAAUACAAGCCAAAAUUCCGCACACCAACUGUUUCACAAGAUGACUUGGAAACUGUUAGACCAGCAAGAUGGCGAACACCUUCUCCAGACAUGCUAGCUUGCUGCAGAAUAAGAAGGUAUUCACUUGGAGAUCUUUCUGAUGAGGAAUUGCUUCUUCCUGUUAAAGAAUACCUGUCAAUGAAGAGUACAGAGGAAGAAAGACUUAAACUUGAGGAGGAACUUAGAUUAGGCUACUCUGCUUCUCCACCAAGUCUAAGUCCUGUACGCUUUGAACUCUCUGCUUUGCGUCCUACAUCACCGAAGAGGACUGUAUAUGAUGUUGAAGCUGAAGAAGAAGGGGAAGUUCCUUCAUAUGACACUUAUCGCAUUCCUUCCAAGUAUGAAGCUGGCCCAAGCUACAUUGAUCUACGUCAGAGACAUGAUAAAGCAACAUAUAGACCUCCUAAACAGAAGCAAAGAAUGUAUGAAGAAAAGGAGGACCAAGAACUUCUUAGACCAGUCACUACCACAUCAAGGAUAACUUCUUACAGGAGUCAGCUGAAACAUAUGGAGUUUGAGGAAAAAACAAAAAUCACAAGAGCAGAGAAAACAAAAAUUUCAGUACCUACAGUAAUUAAGGGAGACACAUUUGACAUAUCUGAUGUAAAGAUUAGAUCAUUUUCACCUAGUUAUAGUAAGGUGACACAACCCAUGGCUGAGAAGUCUCCUACAGUGGCUGAGGACAAAAAAGCAAGCAUAUUACUUCCAAGCCCAGAGGGGAAACAUUCACACUCUACAAGCCUAGUGUCAACUGAGAAAGCAGUGUCUACCCAAGACCUGUCCAUAAAGGUUGACUACAUGCAACGUUAUGAAGCAAUGAAAAAAUCUUUGAAAACUGAGACAAAGUUUGAAACAGUUUCUCAGCAGCCAUUUAGUCUUGACCAUACACCAAGGGUGACUGUAAGAAUGCGCUCCCAUCGUGUAGCAGUUGGUCAAAAUACAAAAUUCACAUUGAACGUUCAAUCUAAACCAGAAGCACAAAUCCAGUGGUAUCACAAUGGCCAGCCUAUUCAAGAAGGCAAUAAGUAUCAGAUGUAUAACUUGAGUGGGGUUCUUUCUCUCCAGAUCAUUGACUGCCAAGAACAAGACAGUGGGACUUACCGUGUCACCUGCACAAAUGCAAAGGGAGAAGCCUCAGACUAUGCCACAUUAGAUGUUUCUGGAAAUGAAUUUUUUGCAUAUUCAUCUCAGCGCAAAGAGGAAGAGCCUCCAACUCCUUUUAUACCUGAAAUGACAAGAACAGAUGUUUAUCAUGUGUCAUCAUCAAAGGCAACAUCUACCACCAAAGCACACAUUUCAGAAGAAUUAACUGAAAUUAAAACAUCAGAAAUCAAAACAGAGGCAACAGAAAUUGUUAUUCAAGAAGAGUAUGUAUCAUCUGAGGUAAAGCUUAAAACAACGGAAAUGGUAACAGUAGAGGAAGCUCCAGUUGAGACAAGGAAACCAACCCGUUCCGUUACAAUUCUAACUAAGCCACAGUCACUCACUGUUUCUGAGGGAGACUCAGCCAAAUUUACAUGCGAUGUGGAUGGUGAACCAGUACCCUCUAUAACUUGGUUAAGGAAGGGACAAGCUAUUGUAUCAUCCCACCGUCAUCAUGUAACAACAACAGAAUACAAGUCCACAUUUGAGAUAUCACAAGUUGAAAUUUCAGAUGAAGGAAACUACACAUUGGUUGUGGAGAACUCUGAGGGUAAACAAGAAGCAGAAUUUACACUGACUGUUCGCAAACCAACACCUGUGAAGAAAGUUCUUGCUUCUCCUCCAAGAGUGAAGUCUCCAGAGUCUCCUCGUCUGAAGUCACCUGCAGGUAUCAGAUCCCCACCAAGAAUCAAGUCACCUGAACCAAUUAGGUCACCACAAAGAGUCAAGUCACCACUCACACCAAAGUCACCAGUUCCAAAAGAGAAAACAACCAAGCCUAGCUUUUCAGCAGGACUGAAUGAUAUUAUUGCUUUGUCAGAUACAAUUAUCAAGCUGACAGUAAAAGUUGUGGCUGUGCCUAAACCAGUGAUUUCCUGGGUAAAAGAUGGGAAGAGUGUCACACAGGGUGGAAAAUAUGAAAUAUUUGAGGAAAACAGUUCUGCACAUCUUGAAAUCUAUGAUGCCGAUACUUCUGAUAGUGGUGUUUAUGAAUGCACUGCAAAAAACUGUGAUGGAUCAGUUACAACAAGAUGCACUGUAACUGUUAAAGAAUCAGGAGAAUUAACAGCAUUCGGUGUACAAACAAAGGCAGAACUAAAAGAAGCUCUUGUAAGACAGGAGAUAAUUCAUGAAGAAGUCCAGAACAUUUCAGAAAUUAAAGCUUCACAAACACAAAUAAAAAUGACUGAAGGCCAGUCUGUCACACUGAAAGCAAAUAUUCCUGGGGCUUCUGAUGUAAAAUGGAUUAUGAAUGGAAUAGAACUAAUCAAUUCAGAGCAAUAUAGAUAUGGUAUUUCUGGAAAUUACCACACUUUGACCAUUAAGAGAGUAAGUUCCCAUGAUAGAGGAAUUGUCACAUGUGAGGCAAAAACUGAACAAGGAUUGGUCAAGUGCCAGUUUGACACAACAGUGAGUGAAAAAUUAUGCGGUGCACCAAGCUUCCUAGUGCAACCACAUUCCCAGAACAUAAAUGAAGGACAGGAUGCCAUAUUCUCUUGUGAAGUAAUGGGUGAUCCUACCCCUGAAAUUGAAUGGCUAAAGGACAACAAAGUGUUAUCCAUUGCAUCAAAUAUGAAACUGAGUCGCUCUAAGAAUGUGUAUAAACUGGAGAUUCAGAAUACCAAUGUUGAGGACAGUGGCAAAUACACAGUGACGGCCAAGAAUCAAUUUGGACAGUGUUCUGCAACAGCAUCUCUCAAUGUUCUUGCUCUGGUUGAAGAACCUGUCAAAAUGAUUGCAAUGAUGGAAAGCUCAGAUGCUACAGGCAUACAAAGUAGCAGUUCUGCCUUGCACGUGGCUUCAACAAUACAGGAAGCAACAAGCAGCAGCUCCAGCAUGGCUCAGAUUAAAUUUCAAAGCAUGUCAAAAACUAGCAUGACUUCAAUGACAUCUGAAUCAGUGGUAGCCAUGGGUUCAUGCAGCAUGAUGGAAAUGUCUACUCAUGCACAUGUUGCGGGGUCUUCCCUCAGAUCCAUUUCGUACAAGUACAAAGGUGUACCACCUAAAAUUGAAGCUGCCCCUGGGGAUAUUAGCAUAGAGUCCGGAAAGGUUCUAACUGUGGCCUGUGCUUUCUCUGGAGACCCAAUACCAGAUGUUCAGUGGUCCCGUUCAGGGAGGAUACUGUCCAGUGAAGAGAGUGAAAGGCUCCAGAUUGAGAACACUGAGGACACUACUACACUCACUAUUUGUGGCAUAAAAGAAAAUGAUGCUGGAGCAUACACCCUCAAACUUUCAAAUGAGCUUGGCUAUGAUACUGCUACCGUCAACAUCAAAAUUCGCUCUAUGUGAAAAAAUAUGUAUUAAUCCAGUCCAUACCCUUUUUCCUUUCUUCAAUAUAUUUUAUUUAUUGAAUGAGUAAGAAAAACAAUGUUCUAGAUAAAGACCUGGAUCUCUGUUCUGUAAAUAUGAACUAUUUUUAUACCAAACGUGACAUUCAUUUAUGCCAAACUAGACAAAAGUCUAAAAUUGUUAUAAAAUGUGCCAUAUUGGGUAAUUACGACUUUUUGAACCAUUUUUCUGUGACAUGUACAUAAUGUAUAUAGCCGAAUUUAACGGUUAUGGAGAAUGUAUGAAUUGUUAUUUAUGACAAUAACUUAAACAAAUUGAAUGAAAUGUUUAACAGGAGAAAGUUUCUCAUGGAACGAAUACCCUGUGAAACCUGAAACAAAAUUAUGUGCCUCAACAAUACGUUGAAGUAUUAAGAUUGCCUCAACAGGUAGAGAGGCUCCCUGUUGAAGUUCUACUAAAUAAAGGGACAAAUGCACUGUACAUCUGUGCAUAUAGUAUUGCAGUAUUCAAAUGAAUUUACAACUUGACCAUAAGACCUUGAAUGCUGUUUGUGUCUCACCCUCACAUAAGCAGCAUGACUAGGUCUUGUGUUCUGUCUGACUAUAUCAUAUCACCAUUUUAAUGACAUGCUGAAAGUGCGAGCGGCCUGCACAAUGAGCUGAUGAUGAUAUGCGCUUACGUUCUGUCAAAGGACUGUUUGAAUUUGAUCUAAUGAAAGCAACAUCACCUGGCCAUUAAUUUAUUUAUCAACUCAGAUACUCCUUUGCAGAAUGUAUGCCACCUCUUGGAGGAAUGCUAGGUUAUAUUGUGUGUUUUUGUGUUAGUGUGUGUUAGUGUUAGGAUCUCAUUUUGCCAGGGUAAUCAUCAAGCAGUAUACCACAGUAAAGACAUCUGCUGUGCAUAGAGAACUACAUUCAAAAAUAAAUGAAUGCAAUACCCUGCACUACAAUUCAAUAGCAAUGCAUAUAUGUAGAUUUACCUAUAUAUUCUGCCUCCUUGAGUUUUAUGAAUUUUUGAUUUAAUAAAGCAUGAUUUCAGCACCAUAAAUCUUAAGCAUUAUAUUUCAUUAUUG
Tachysurus fulvidraco (yellow catfish) is the source of this 83085-nucleotide messenger RNA. RefSeq names its product titin, tandem duplicate 1 (gene ttn.1). Lineage: Eukaryota; Metazoa; Chordata; Actinopteri; Siluriformes; Bagridae. Bases 219 to 82013 code for a protein of 27264 amino acids. Gene Ontology annotation, molecular function: ATP binding; protein kinase activity; protein binding. The transcript has 210 exons. Gene Ontology annotation, biological process: protein phosphorylation. The record is from RefSeq and is a predicted model, not a curated record.